Molecule: messenger RNA, 65418 nt
Organism: Coregonus sp. 'balchen'
Lineage: Eukaryota; Metazoa; Chordata; Actinopteri; Salmoniformes; Salmonidae
Source: the annotation of a GenBank genome assembly
AUGGAUCACAAAAUGGAGCGAAGUCCUCCUACCAAUGGUAAAAUUGCGUGGCUAACUUUGGCUAGCUAACGAAUGAUAGCUAGCUUGUUAGUGUGACGUUUGUUUGCUUUAACGCAAAGUUUGUUUACCAUUCUCCAUUGUUAGGUAGCCAAUUAUCGUGACAUUGAUGGGCUAGCUAGUUAAGCUACUUCUUGUGAACAUUGGGCUAACAGUUAGCGCCAGUAUUGUCGUGGAAGAUGGCUAAUUGCGCAUAGGUGGGAGUGUCUGGUGUCGAACGAGAUUAGAAGAUGCAUAGCUAGCUAGCAAAUGAACACAACAACAUUAUUGUUUUCCCUUGCUUUCAGGGACAGACACCGCGGAAUGGGGUCUUAGAAAAGCUAAACUUGUCGUGGCCGUUGCCAUAAUAAAGAGUAAACCUCCCGGGAGAAGUGGUCGGAGGCACGCUGAACAUUUGGCCAACACGCUGAGUAGCCAGACUGAGGCCUGGAAGACCAAAGCCCAGAAGCUGCAGGAGGAAGUGCUCAGAAUGCGUCAAGAACUCCUUCUCACCCAGAUGCUCUCAAAGCCAAAGAACACCAGUGGAACAGAAGCUGGUGGUGGGUCUCAUUCAUCCUCUGCUGGUUUGUAGCUAGCUAACCCCCACUCCUUUAAAGUGUGACUAAUAGCAUAUACCCCAUGUUAGACAUUUCCUUUAUUAGGGCGGCAGGUAGCUUAGUGGUUAAGAGCGUUGUGCCAGUAACCGAAAGGUCGCAGUUCUAAUCCCCGAGCCGACUAGGUGAAAAAUCUGUCGAUGUGCCCUUGAGCAAGGCACUUAACCCUAAUUGCUCCUGUAAGUCCCUCUAGAUAAGAGCGUCUGCUAAAUGACACAUUUUUAUUUAAUAAUAAUUAGUCUCCUAUUGGUCAAUCACGUGAAUACAGUAUACUCAGUAGGCCCAUUGUACUUUAGGUCUGCUGGAUAGGCCCAUAGCAAUGCAUUUAGAAUUAGAUAUAUCUGUGGCUCUGGAUAGGGCUGCAGUUUUGUACUGUCACAGUAAAUAGCCUCCCAGUUUUAUUAUUUUGUUCAAUUGAUGAACAGCAGGAUUCAUGCUCAUUUAAAUGUAGCUCAUUUUCAGUUAGUAAAGGACUGCUCAGCAUGGAUGGUUAUUGGAUUACAAUGUCUACAUGAGGAGUGGAGCCUAGUUUUCAUACCCUAGUUAUCAGCCGGGUGUAUUAUUGAACUGAAGGCCAUUGUGGCCAAUGAGCAUCUCGCUCAUUAAUGAAGUUGAGCAUCAUGGACACACAAGGUUGCUUUGGAAACAAGGCCCGUUGAUGUGCAAAACACGUAAGAAUUAGACCUAUAUGAAAUUACACAAGGUGAUGGUGAAUUACUUAAAAGGCGAGAGAGACAUGAUUGAAUGGGGUUUAAUGACAAAGCUAAUUGUGUGAAAAUUAAGGAUGUUUUAGAUAUAGGGCCUAAUGCUUAAUUCAGUGACAUAAUGUAUAAUGAAGCUGACAAUGAGAUGUGCAUAGUGAUUAAGCGCAUGUCCUACUUGGUGCAACCUGCAGGAGAUGACUUCAAGGACCUUCUCUCUCAGGACCUCAUGGGGCCGGGCUUGGUGAAAGACCUGCUCAACUCAGACAUGGACUCCGGCUAUGGGAUGGAGAACAACACAGAGACACUUCUGCCCACUCAAGACUCUGCAGAACCCAGUGCCCAGCCAGCCUUCCCAACUGUCGACACCACACCCCCCCAGAUCCCAUUCUCUAGCCUGUGUGAGGCAGGCUCUCGGGGGAAGGCCAUGCUGCUCCACAUGCAGUUUCUCCAGAGCCUGUGUGGGCUGAACAGGUUGGAGGGGGAGGCAAUGAGUGUGGAGGCUGGAGGGUUUAGCCUGGACAAGGACAGGUCGGUGGUGGCAGACUCGGUGUGCCAGCUGCUGUCCUGUGUGGUGUCUGCUAGUAGGGAUGUCAGACUCCUGCCCCCACACUCACUGCUCCUGCAGGCGUGCCGGGUGGUGGCCCAGGCAGUGGAUCACUGGCUCUCCCACAGACAGCCCUCCCUGCUUUUUGUGACAGGCAUGGAAGAUUCCCUGAAACAGCUCACUGAUGUUCUAUUAUGCAACGGCCAGCUCAACAGGGUAAGAGAAUAUAAUGCAUAUCGUAGUCAAUUAAUGAUAAUGUUUUACAGUAUUAUAUUUGUGUAGGUGUUUAAAACAUACUUCCUUUAAUAGGUAACACCAGACAGUAAACCCUAAUUGUUUUUAUUCCAAAGCGAGAGGUUCUCAGUCCUAGUCUCACUUACAUUGUGGAUGAUCAUUGCAUGGCUAAAUGUAAUAUCAAGUUGACCUGAGAUUGAUGAGUUCAGUGGUUCUUAGUAUGCAGUCCAGAAUAAGUGCCAGUAUGUUUCAUUACCCUCAGAAAGAAAUUACAGUCAUCAAAGUGGCAUUGAAGUUUAUAGGUGAUCAUAUCACCAGCUGACUGGUUUUCUGAUCCACGCCCCUACCUUUUGUUUUUAAGGUAUCUGUGGCCAACAGAUGCAUAUGCGUAUUCCCAGUCAUGUGAAAUCCAUAGAUUAGGGCCUAAUUAAUUUAUUUCAAUUGACUGAUUUCCUUACAUGGACUGUAACUCAGUAAAAUCUUUGAAAUUGUUGCGUUUAUAUUUUUGUUCAGUGUAAAUUGAAGACAGACAAUUUUCUGUUUUAAUGCAACAGUAACAUUAAUAUAGACUGAUACUGAAGGAGGAAGGAAAGGAGAGCAUGGAGAAACUAGUGAGAUAAAAUGGAGAACGGCACCACAUCCACUGUUAGUUAUGACUAAUCAUGAGUUAUGACUGGCAGUACCAAUACUUAUUAGCUUCUGAGGGGACAGACAAUCACCUUAGUGUCAGCAGGCUUGAAUAAAGGCUGUCACAGUUGAGUUGUGGAGGGCGUGUUGUCCCUUUCCGAAUGAAGAUUAAUAGGUGGGAGGUUAUAUGUUGCUUUUAGGCCAAUUGUUAUCACAGAUCUAGCCACAAGUCACUUUGGAUUUCCUGAAAAACUGCUUGAAAGAUUCUUAACUGCUGCUAAAGCAUUAUGGUGAUUAUGUGGUACCAAAUAACUUCCAGUAAUUGGACCAUUGCUUUAGAGGCUCUGACAUGCUGAAUCAUAGUUGUUUUGGUUACCAUAUCAUAUGAAUGGCCAGCAGUUUGCAUGUUAAUCUCGGCAGGAACCCAGAAACAAGUCUGUGCUGGCCAACAGUCUGUCACCAGAGACUGUGUCAUAGCAUUUCCAUUAUCCCCAAAUAGGCUGUAAGUUGCCCGUAUAGGCUAGGUCAGGGAUGGGCACCUUUGAUGGGGUGGGGGCCACAAUAAAUCUGAACUCAUCAUGAGGGGCUGCAGUUGCGGUGCCAACACGACCCUCCCCCCAAGAUAAAAUGUGUACGUUUUAGAGUUCAUUUCAUGCAAUUCUACACAUUUUGCCAUGGGAUGGAGAGAAGAUUUUGGAAUUUGAUAACACAUUUCCUGCAAUUCUACACAUUUUGCCUUAGGGUGGAGAGAAAUAUAUAUAUAUUUAUAUAUAUAUUUUUUAGGGGGUAGAUCAGCUUUAAUAUUGCAGAUAGAUUGUAACUUCCAUCAAUGUAAUUGUCUGCAUCACUUCCAAUCCCCCAUAUGUAUUUUUUUUCUCGCAUAUAUAUAUAUACACUGCUCAAAAAAAUAAAGGGAACACUUAAACAACACAUCCUAGAUCUGAAUGAAUGAAAUAAUCUUAUUAAAUACUUUUUUCUUUACAUAGUUGAAUGUGCUGACAACAAAAUCACACAAAUUAUCAAUGGAAAUCAAAUGUAUCAACCCAUGGAGGUCUGGAUUUGGAGUCACCCUCAAAAUUAAAGUGGAAAACCACACUACAGGCUGAUCCAACUUUGAUGUAAUGUCCUUAAAACAAGUCAAAAUGAGGCUCAGUAGUGUGUGUGGCCUCCACGUGCCUGUAUGACCUCCCUACAACGCCUGGGCAUGCUCCUGAUGAGGUGGCGGAUGGUCUCCUGAGGGAUCUCCUCCCAGACCUGGACUAAAGCAUCCGCCAACUCCUGGACAGUCUGUGGUGCAACCACCAAACCAUCAGCCAGGAAGCAUAGGAACUGAGAAGUGGUCUGUGGUCACCACCUGCAGAACCACUUCUUUAUUGGGGGUGUCUUGCUAAUUGCCUAUAAUUUCCAGCUGUUGUCUAUUCCAUUUGCACAACAGCAUGUGAAAUUUGUCAAUCAGUGUUGCUUCCUAAGUGGACAGUUUGAUUUCACAGAAGUGUGAUUGACUUGGAGUUACAUUGUGUUGUUUAAGUGUUCCCUUUAUUUUUUUGAGCAGUGUGUGUAUUUAUAUAUAUAUAUAUAUAUAUAUAUAUACAUACAUACAUAUCCUUAAAAACAUAUAUAUUUCCCUUUAUUAUUUUCCAACCCCACCACCCCAUCCCUAAUUUGAGUAAACUAGUGAACAACAAUGCUUAGGCCUCUACUUCCAGCUUAUACAGUGGGGAGAACAAGUAUUUGAUACACUGGCGAUUUUGCAGGUUUUCCUACUUACAAAGCAUGUAGAGGUCUGUAAUUUUUAUCAUAGGUACACUUCAACUGUGAGAGACGGAAUCUAAAAUAAAAAUCCAGAAAAUCACAUUGUAUGACUUUUAAGUAAUUAAUUUGCAUUUUAUUGCAUGACAUAAGUAUUUGAUCACCUACCAACCAGUAAGAAUUCCGUCUCUCACAGACCUGUUAGUUUUUCUUUAAGAAGCCCUCCUGUUCUCCACUCAUUACCUAUAUUAACUGCACCUGUUUGAACUCGUUACCUGUAUAAAAGACACCUGUCCACACACUCAAUCAGACUCCAACCUCUCCACAAUGGCCAAGACCAGAGAGCUGUGUAAGGACAUCAGGGAUAAAAUUGUAGACCUGCACAAGGCUGGGAUGGGCUACAGGACAAUAGGCAAGCGGCUUGGUGAGAAGGCAACAACUGUUGGCGCAAUUAUUAGAAAAUGGAAGAAGUUCAAGAUGACGGUCAAUCACCCUCGGUCUGGGGCUCCAUGCAAGAUCUCACCUCGUGGGGCAUCAAUGAUCAUGAGGAAGGUGAGGGAUUAGCCCAGAACUACACAGCAGGACCUGGUCAAUGACCUGAAGAGAGCUGGGACCACAGUCUCAAAGAAAACCAUUAGUAACACACUACGCCGUCAUGGAUUAAAAUCCUGCAGCGCACGCAAGGUCCCCCUGCUCAAGCCAGCGCAUGUCCAGGUCCGUCGGAAGUUUGCCAAUGACCAUCUGGAUGAUCCAGAGGAGCAAUGGGAGAAGGUCAUGUGGUCUGAUGAGACAAAAAUAUAGCUUUUUGGUCUAAACUCCACUCGCCGUGUUUGGAGGAAGAAGAAGGAUGAGUACAACCCCAAGAACACCAUCCCAACCGUAAAGCAUGGAGGUGGAAACAUCAUUCUUUGGGGAUGCUUUUCUGCAAAGGGGACAGGACGACUGCACCGUAUUGAGGGGAGGAUGGAUGGGGCCAUGUAUCGCGAGAUCUUGGCCAACAACCUCCUUCCCUCAGUAAGAGCAUUGAAGAUGGGUCGUGGCUGGGUCUUCCAGCAUGACAACGACCCGAAACACACAGCCAGGGCAACUGAGUGGCUCCGUAAGAAGCAUCUCAAUGUCCUGGAGUGGCCUAGCCAGUCUCCAGACCUGAACCCUAUAGAAAUUCUUUGGAGGGAGCUGAAAGUCCAUAUUGCCCAGCGACAGCCCCGAAACCUGAAGGAUCUUGAGAAGGUCUGUAUGGAGGAGUGGGCCAAAAUCCCUGCUGCAGUGUGUGCAAUCCUGGUAUAUGAAAUACUUAUGUCAUGCAAUAAAAUGCAAAUUAAUUACUUAAUCAUACAAUGUGAAUUUCUGGAUUUUUGUUUUAGAUUCCGUCUCUCACAGUUGGAGUGUACCUAUGUUAAAAAUGACAGACCUCUACAUGCUUUGUAAGUAGGAAAACCUGCAAAAUCGGCAGUGUAUCAAAUACUUGUUCUCCCCACUGUACAUACUAUAAAUAUUUUAUGGACACAGUCAAUUUACUCCUGAACUUCCUCUACCUUGGAGAGAAAUGUUUGCAGUUUUUAAUAUGAUAUCUGAGCGAGAAUGUCAAAUAAAAUCAAUGGGGGCCCCCCGGGCGGUAAUUAGACUAUGAUUACUCUAAGUUUAGAUAAAUGGCCGCUAGACUAACUUAACAAUCUAAAAAUGUUAAUUGAGUGACUAUCAGUGACUGACAUAACAAGAGAAAAACUGCUGAUGCACAAACACAUUUUGAAAUUGCACCUUGUGUAUUCUAACUACAACAGUAAGUUAAGACUCCAACUGAGUAUAGAGAAGAAAAAAAACAGUUGUAUAAUUUUUUUUUGGUGGGGGGGGAGUGAUCCGAGGGUGUGCAAAAGGGGGGCGGCCCACGUGCCUCCAGUUGCCCAUCCCUGGGCUAGGUCAUUGUGAUGAGUGUAAAUAAUGUAUAGAAUUACUUCCAUUGGGAGCUCUCAUGUUUGAAAAAUGUCUGGCUAAAUUUCAGAUAGAUAUUUGCAAACGCUGAGUCCCAAAUGGCACCCUAUUCCCUUUAUAGUGCACUACUUUUGACCAGUGUCCAUGAUCAAAAGUAGUGCACUGUAUAGGAAAUAGAGUAGCAUUUGUGACACAUAAAACGCCUAGGUCUCUGCAUAUUUAGCAUGUCAUCAAGGUUACUGUUAUUUAGAGGGACAGUAGAUUGAUGACCAGUCAGUCAAGAGGGAAAACCUAUAAGCUAGAAGUCAGUUUAAUGUCAGUGAAGGAGGAACAGUCACAGCUGCUCUAGUCUGGAGAGUACAGAAUGUUUUUCCAAUCGUAAUACAGUGUGUACACAGCCACAUUGCCAGCACCUGCCACCUGCUGCCAGUAUUUGAGUGCAAUAGCCUAAAUCAUUGCAAUGGUUUCUGCAUCACAAGUAUUCACGGUACACAACACAGUUUAAGGCAGUCUGGGACAGUUUAUUCUCAAGUGCAAACUACUCAAAAAUGACCGUUGUUGAAGGGUUAGAGAAGUUAUGAUAUCAGAUUAAUUGACACCAAGGUUCCUUGUGUGUGUGUAUAUAUAUAUAUAUAUAUAUAUAUAUAUAUAUAUAUAUAUAUAUAUUAGUUCCUUAUGAAUAAAUCAGUCAAUUUGUCUCUGUUAAUCAAAUCAAAGUCUGAAAAAUAGGAUGAACAUUUACUGUAAAAUGUCUGCCAUUAUGCCAUGGCUAUUAAAAUCUCAUAUUCAUAAAAAGACAAGGGAGGAAAGCUAACUUUGAUCAAUUGGCUGUGUCAAACUAUCUCAGUUAUUAAAUGUUUUGGACUUGUCGGGUGCCCAUGUGCAUCAGCUAUAAGCCAACACGUUGGCGUGAAGUGGUGCAGCAUGGUUGUUAAGUCACUUAUAAUGAAAACAGGACAAACAAGUGCCCACAGGGAACCAAUUUUAGGAGGCUCUAAAACUCUCUCCAAGCGGGUGCAAUGCCAUUAUGAAGACGAUCCUUUGGUCCAAUAAUGUCUGGUGUAAAAUACGACAAUAAGAAAGUCCGAACUAAAGUGGCUUGUUCGGAGGAGAGCACCAUACAAUAACACUGUAACGCUCUUUUCACAUGGCCAUUUACAGGGCAGUGAAUGAUCCGGAUCAGGACGAUCCUGCAGCACUCUGUGCCUCUUGUGUGUAUGAAUCACAGACUGCUGAAAUUGGGCUGUAGCUUUGGGACAGGAGGGCAAGAUGCAGUGUCCUCUACUGCUGUGACAGGGACUAAGCUCCUCAGCCCUGUUCUGUCUGGAGGACUGUGGAAUCUGCAGCAGAAUGACAGAGGUUACAUGUUUGUCUUUGCCCUAGCACUACACCGCUGAUUCAAACGAUUAACUCCUCAUCAAGCUUUGAUGAUUUGAAUCAGGUUUGUAGUGCUAAGGCAAAAACAGAAAUGUGCACCCCUUUGGGUCCACAAUACCAGGAUGAAGAAUCACUGCUAUAGGGAAUAUGGUGCAAUUAUUGUAACCUCUGUCAUUCUGCUGCUGAUUCCACAGUCCUACAGACAGAAAAGGGCUAAGGAGCUCAAUCACUAUGGUAUUUUUUAUUGGUAAAUGUACAAACAGAUAUUAUGAUAAAUAGAUUUGAAACUUGUAUCUCAUUAUGGUAAGUGGUGAUAAGUAUAAGUAUAGUCAGAUAAUUGUAAUGGCUUAGCAGAUAAUAACAAAAGAAGAACAAUAUUUACAUGGCUCAAAGAGAAGGAAUAUAAUAUCUAUUGUUUACAGGAAACUCAUUCAACAAUUCUAGAUGAAGUUAUGUGGAAAAAGGACUGGUGGGGGGCGAAAUAUACUUCUCCCAUGGGCAAAGAAACUCAAAAGGGGUGAUGAUAUUAAUUAACAGUAAUUUCGAUCCGAAUGUGCAAAUUGUCCAAACAGAUCCGCAAGGUAGAUGGAUGAUUUUAAAUAUGUUAUUGGACCAUAAACAACAGAUAUGGCUCGUUAACCUUUACGGACCAAAUAAUGAUGAUCCACACUUCUUUGACAAUAUAUAUAAUACAUUAUCAACUCUGCAAGCAAUACAAGAGUCUAUUAUUAUAGUGGGAGAUUAUAAUACUGUUUUAAAUAGCUCAAUGGACCGUAAAGGAAAUCACACUACAAACUAUCACCCUCAUGCUCUUAAGGAAAUCAUUAAUGUAAUAGAUACAUUAGAACUAGUAGAUAUAUGGAGGCUUAAAUAUCCUGACCUAGUGAGAUAUACAUGGCGGAGACUCAUUCAAGCUUGUCGUAUUGACUUCUUUCUUAUGUCAUUCUCGUUGGCACCAAAAGUUUAAAAAGUGUUGAUAGGGGACAGAAUGCGGUCGGACCAUCAUAUAAUUGGCAUAUACAUUACUCUUACUGAAUUUCCACGUGGGCGAGGACAUUGGAAAAUUAAUCAAAGCCUAUUGGAUGAUAACUUGUUUUUAACUAGGACAGAGGAAUUUAUAACAUUUUCUUCCGACAUAACAUAGGUACAGCAAAUCCCCUUAUUGUAUGGGACACCUUUAAAUGUGCCUUUAGAGGCCAUGCAAUUCAGUACUCAUCUCGAAAACAAAAGCAAUUUAGGUCAAAAGAGUUCAUACUAACAAAGGAAAUAGAAAGUCUAACAGAACCGAUAGAUAGCAAUAAAAACUGUAACAUAGAGGCUCAGAAUAAAUUAGAGGAAAAAAAAGAAAUGGAGAAACUUAUUCAAGAAAGAUCAAGUGUAAUAUAUUAUAAAAAUAAAGCAAACUGCAAACAGACUGGAUGGAAAAUGGGGAAAAAUGCACCAUUUUUUUUUUUUUUUUUUAAAUCUUUAACAUAGAAAUGCUACCUAAAAUAAUUUACUGAAACUGGUUACAAAUGACGGAGUCACCCAUGAUUCACCAAAUUAUAUUUUGAAGGAGGAAGCAAAGUACUUUAAGCAUAUGUUUUCGUUUCAGUCGCUUCCAUCUCCUCUAACUGAAGCUAAUUGUAGGGAUUUUUUUCUAUUGAUAAUGUAAAAUUAACAGCCAUACAGAAAGACUCAUGUGAAGGUGAAAUUAGAGGAGGAACUUCUGGAUGAAAUUAAAGACUAAGUCCGGGAAAACUCCAGGGUUGGAUGGCAUACCAGUCGAGGUAUACCAAACCUUUUUUGAUAUACUCAGAGGACUGUUAUUAGCAUGUUUUAACCACUCCUAUGUAAAUGGUAGAUUAUCCGACACUCAAGAAGGUCUGAUUUCAUUAUUACUGAAACAGGAUACAAGUGGGAAAUUUAAAGAUCCAGUCCAUAAAAAAAUUGGAGGCCCCUUACACUUCAGUGUUGUGAUGCAAAAAUUAUAGCAAAAUGUAUAGCGCAUAGAAUUAAAAAGGUAUUGUCAGACAUUAUUCAUUCUAAUCAGACAGGUUUUUUACAUGGACGAUAUAUUGGAGAUAAUAUAAGGCAAGUACUGGAAGCAAUAGAACACUAUGAAAAAUCAGGGAAACCAGGCCUGCUAUUCAUAGCAAACUUUGAAAAGGCAUUUGAUAAAGUACGACUGGAGUUUAUAUAUAAAUGCCUGGAGCAUUUACAUUUUGGAGAAUCUCUUAUAAAAUGAGUUAAAAUCAUGUAUAGUAACCCUAGGUGUAAAAUAGUAAUAAUGGCUAUUUCUCAGAAAGUUUUAAACUAAAGAGGAGUAAAACAAGAUCGUCCACUAUCGGCAUAUCUAUUUAUUAUGGCCAUCGAAAUGUUAGCUAUUAAAAUCAGAACCAACAAUAAUAUCAAGGGAUUAGAAAUCCAGGGUUUAAAAACAAAGGUGUCAUUGUACGCUGAUGAUUCAUGUUUUCUUUUAAAUCCACAACUUGAAUCCCUCCACAGCCUCAUAGAGGAUCUAAAUACAUUUUCUAACCUCUCUGGAUUACAACCGAAUUGUGAUAAAUGUACUAUAUUACGUAUUGGAACACUAAAAAAUACAAUUUUUACAUUACCAUGUAGUUUACCAAUAAAAUGGUCUGAUGGUGAUGUGGAUAUACUCAAAAUACAUAUCCCAAAUGAAAUAAAUGAUCUCACUCCAAUACAUUUUAAUAGAAAGUUAGCAAAAAUAGAAAAGAUCUUGCUACCGUGGAAAGGUAAAUACCUGUCUAUUUGUGGCGAAAUCACCCUGAUUAACUCUUUAGUAUUAUCCCAGUUUACCUAUUUGUUUAUGGUCUUGCCUACGCCUAGCGUACAGUUUUUUAAAUUAUAUGAGAAAAUAUAAUAUUCAAUUUUAUUUGGAACGGCAAGCCAGACGAAAUUAAACGGGCCUAUUUAUAUAAUGAAUUUGGAGGACAGAAAUGAUUAAAUAUUAAAGCAUUAGACCUAUCACAUUAAAAAAAAAAAAAAAAAAACAUUUUAGUCAUUUAGCAGACGCUCUUAUCCAGAGCGACUUACAGUUAGUGAGUGCAUACUUGUUUCUUUUUUUUUUCAUACUGGCCCCCCGUGGGAAUCGAACCCACAACCCUGGUGUUACAAACACCAUGCUCUACCAACUGAGCUACAUCCCUGCCGGCCAUUCCCUCCCCUACCCUGGACGACGCUGGGCCAAUUGUGCGCCGCCCCAUGGGUCUCCCGGUCGCGGCCGGCUACGACAGAGCCUGGAUAUCACUAAAAACUUCAGUCAUACAAAAGUUAUACUUAAAUCCGAACUGGUUCUCUAGCAAAUUAGAAAGAUUGUCUCACCCCAUGUUCAAGAAAGGCCUUUUUCCCUUUAUUCAGAUUACAACCUCUCACUUUCAGUUAUUUGAAAAGGAAAUAAUCUCCCAAAUAUCACUAUUUCUAAAACAAGCCAUAUAAAGUUGGUUGCAAUUUCAAUUGAAUCCUCCAGAAACGAAAGAACAAACAAUGCAACAUAUAUUGUGGUUAAACUCCAAUAUACUAAUUGAUUUUUAAAAAAGCAUUAUUUUUUUAUUAAAAUAAAAAUGGUAUUAUCUUCGUAAAUGAUAUCAUUGGUAGGUCUGGUGGAGUUAUGUCACACAUGCAGCUAACAAAAACAUGUGGAAAUGUCUGCUCUACCCAAAAUUACAUCCAAAUAAUUGCAGCAUUACCACAAAAAUGGAAGAGGAAAGUGGAAGGGGGAAAAAGUAAGGAACUUGUCUGUCGGCCCUGCAUGAAACAUAAUUGGUUAAAGAAAAUUGUGAUAAAUAAAAAAGUAUGCCAGUUAUAUUUAAGGACCAAAGGAUUGACAGCCGUUCCAUAAAUUGCAAAAUAGUUGUGAAGAGAUUUUUGACGUACCGAUUCCAUGGCAUACUUUUUAUGAACUGAUCCGCAAAACGACGGCGGAUUCAAAACUUAGAAUUUUUCAAUUUAAAUUAUUAUAUACAAUUCUUGCUACCAAUAGAAUGUUAUUUAUAUGGGGGAUACAAUAUUCCCAGCUCUGCAGAUUUUGCUGCGAAGAGACAGAAUCAUUAGAUCAUUUGUUUUGGUACUGUCCAUUUGUAGCUUGUUUUUGGUCACAGGUCCAGGAAUGGCUGAAGGAUUACAAUAUUUACCUGGAGCUAACCCUGCAGAUAGCACUACUGGGUGAUCUGAAAAGUCAUAGUCAACCAAUCAAUAAUAUAAUAAUACUUUUAGCAAAAAAAAAUAUUUUCAAUUUACAAUCUGUAGAAACAAUGAGAAUAGAAGGUUUCAGAACAUUUGUGAAACAUCACAGUACAGUUGAAAAAUAUAUGGCAAAUAGAAAUCCAAUAUGGAUGGUGUUAAGAGAUAGAUGGGAGGUGUUGAAUGGAGCUGAAGGAUGGUACUAAUGACAACUAACAACAACUAACAACAACAACAGGAUAACUAAUGUAAAGCAUAUUGUGUCCAUAAUAAGUAUAUGGGUUAUAGGUUGAGAGCUUUUGUGAGAGAGCACAGUUAGAAAGGUAUGGCAUAUAGAACGAAACCGGAUGGACAUCAUGAAAAUGAUCGGAGAGGUUGACGGUAGAGGAAGUUCAGGAGUAAAAACAAACAAAAUAUAAUUAUUGUAAAAUUGACUGUGUCCAUAAAAUGUAUAUAGUAUGUAUAAGCUGGAAGUAGAGGCCUAAGCGUUGUUGUUCACUAGUUUACUCCAAUUAGGGAAGGGGUCGUGGGGUUGGAAAGUAAUGAAGGGAAAUAUAUAUUUUUUAAAGGAUGUGUGUGUGUGUGUGUGUGUGUGUGUGUGUGUGUGUGUAUGUAUAUGUAUUUAUGUGUGUGUGUACAGUGAGUGGAAAAAAGUAUUUGAUCCCCUGCUGAUUUUGUACAUUUGCCCACUGACAAAGACAUGAUCAGUCUAUAAUUUUAAUGGUAGGUUUAUUUGAACAGUGAGAGACAGAAUAACAACAAAAAAAUCCAGAAAAACGCAUGUCAGAAAUAUUAUAAAUUGAUUUGCAUUUUAAUGAGGGAAAUAAGUAUUUGACCCCUCUGCAAAACAUGACUUAGUACUUGGUGGCAAAACCCUUGUUGGCAAUCACAGAGGUCAGACGUUUCUUGUAGUUGGCCACCAGGUUUGCACACAUCUCAGGAGGGAUUUUGUUCCACUCCUCUUUGCAGAUCUUCUCCAAGUCAUUAAGGUUUUGAGGCUGACGUUUGGCAACUCGAACCUUCAGCUCCCUCCACAGAUUUUCUAUGGGAUUGAGGUCUGGAGACUGCCUAGGCCACUGCAGGACCUUAAUGUGCUACUUCUUGAGCCACUCCUUUGUUGCCUUGGCCGUGUGUUUUGGGUCAUUGUCAUGCUGGAAUACCCAUCCACAACCCAUCCACAGCUGCCUUGAGAUCAUUGACAAGAUCCUCCUGUGUAGUUCUGGGCUGAUUCCUCACCGUUCUCAUGAUCAUUGCAACUCCACGAGGUGAGAUCUUGCAUGGAGCCCCAGGCCGAUGGAGAAUUACAGUUAAUUUGUGUUUCUUCCAUUUGCGAAUAAUCGCACCAACUGUUGUCACCUUCUCACCAAGCUGCUUGGCGAUGGUCUUGUAGCCCAUUCCAGCCUUGUGUAGGUCUACAAUCUUGUCCCUAACAUCCUUGGAGAGCUCUUUGGUCUUGGCCAUGGUGGAGAGUUUGGAAUCUGAUUUAUUGAUUGCGUCUGUGGACAGGGGUCUUUUAUACAGGUAACAAACUGAGAUUAGGAGCACUCCCUUUAAGAGUGUGCUCCUAAUCUCAGCUCGUUACCUGUAUAAAAGACACCUGGGAGCCAGAAAUCUUUCUGAUUGAGAGGGGGUCAAAUACUUAUUUCCCUCAUUAAAAUGCAAAUCAAAUUAUAACAUUUUAGACAUGCUUUAUUCUGGAUUUUUUUGUUAUUCUGUCUCUCACUGUUCAAAUAAACCUACCAUUAAAAUGAUAGACUGAUCAUUUCUUUGUCAGUGGGCAAACGUACAAAAUCAGCAGGGGAUCAAAUACUUUUUUCCCUCACUGUAUAUAUAUAGAAAUAUAUAUAUAUAUAUAUAUAUAUAUAUAUAUAUAUAUAUAUAUAUAUAUAUAUAUAUAUAUAUAUAUAUAUACACACACACACACACACACACAGUGGGGAAAAAAAGUAUUUAGUCAGCCACCAAUUGUGCAAGUUCUCCCACUUAAAAAGAUGAGAGGCCUGUAAGUUUCAUCAUAGGUACACGUAAACUAUGACAGACCAAAUGAGGGAAAAAAAUCCAGAAAAUCACAUUGUAGGAUUUUUUAUGAAUUUAUUUGCAAAUUAUGGUGGAAAAUAAGUAUUUGGUCAAUAACAAAAGUUUCUCAAUACUUUGUUAUAUACCCUUUGUUGGCAAUGACACAGGUCAAACGUUUUCUGUAAGUCUUCACAAGGUUUUCACACACUGUUGCUGGUAUUUUGGCCCAUUCCUCCAUGCAGAUCUCCUCUAGAGCAGUGAUGUUUUCAAAUCAAAUCAAAUUUUAUUGGUCACAUGCGCCGAAAACAACAGGUGCAGACAUUACAGUGAAAUGCUUACUUACAGCCCUUAACCAACAGUGCAUUUAUUUUUAACAAAAAAAAGUAAAAAUAAAACUACAACAAAAAAAAGUGUUGAGAAAAAAAAGAGCAGAAGUAAAAUAAAGUGACAGUAGGGAGGCUAUAUAUACAGGGGGGUACCGUUGCAGAGUCAAUGUGCGGGGGCACCGGCUAGUUGAGGUAAUAUGUACAUGUGAGGUAAUAUGUACAUGUGGGUAGAGUUAAAGUGACUAUAAAUAAUUAACAGAGUAGCAGCAGCGUAAAAAGGAUGGGGUGGGGGGGCAGUGCAAAUAGUCCGGGUAGCCAUGAUUAGCUGUUCAGGAGUCUUAUGGCUUGGGGGUAGAAGCUGUUGAGAAGUCUUUUGGACCUAGACUUGGCACUCCGGUACCGCUUGCCGUGCGGUAGCAGAGAAAACAGUCUAUGACUAGGGUGGCUGGAGUCUUUGACAAUUUUGAGGGCCUUCCUCUGACACCGCCUGGUAUAGAGGUCCUGGAUGGCAGGAAGCUUGGCCCCAGUGAUGUACUGGGCCGUACGCACUACCCUCUGUAGUGCCUUGCGGUCGGAGGCCAAGCAGUCGCCAUACCAGGCGGUGAUGCAACCAGUCAGGAUGCUCUCGAUGGUGCAGCUGUAGAACCUUUUGAGGAUCUGAGGACCCAUGCCAAAUCUUUUCAGUCUCCUGAGGGGGAAUAGGCUUUGUCGUGCCCUCUUCACGACUGUCUUGGUGUGUUUGGACCAUGAUAGUUCGUUGGUGAUGUGGACACCAAGGAACUUGAAGCUCUCAACCUGUUCCACUACAGCCCCGUCGAUGAGAAUGGGGGUGUGCUCAGUCCUCUUUUUUUUUCCUGUAGUCCACAAUCAUCUCCUUUGUCUUGGUCACGUUGAGGGAGAGGUUGUUGUCCUGGCACCACACGGCCAGGUCUCUGACCUCCUCCCUAUAGGCUGUCUCAUCGUUGUCGGUGAUCAGGCCUACCACUGUUGUGUCGUCGGCAAACUUAAUGAUUGUGUUGGAGUCGUGCCUGGCCAUGCAGUCAUGGGUGAACAGGGAGUACAGGAGGGGACUGAGCACGCACCCCUGAGGGGCCCCCGUGUUGAGGAUCAGUGUGGCAGAUGUGUUGUUACCUACCCUUACCACCUGGGGGCGGCCCGUCAGGAAGUCCAGGAUCCAGUUGCAGAGGGAGGUGUUAAGUCCCAGGAUCCCUAGCUUAGUGAUGAGCUUAGAGGGCACUAUGGUGUUGAAUGCUGAGCUGUAGUCAAUGAAUAGCAUUCUCACGUAGGUGUUCCUCUUUUCCAGGUGGGAAAGGGCAGUGUGGAGUGCAAUAGAGAUUGCAUCAUCUGUGGAUCUGUUGGGGCGGUAUGCAAAUUGGAGUGGGUCUAGGGUUUCUGGGAUAAUGCUGUUGAUGUGAGCCAUGACCAGCCUUUCAAAGCACUUCAUGGCUACAGACGUCAGUGCUACGGGUCGGUAGUCAUUUAGGCAGGUUAUCUUAGUGUCCUUGGGCACGGGGACUAUGGUGGUCUGCUUGAAACAUGUUGGUAUUACAGACUCAGUCAGGGACAUGUUGAAAAUGUCAGUGAAGACACUUGCCAGUUGGUCAGCACAUGCUCGGAGUACACGUCCUGGUAAUCCGUCUGGCCCUGCGGCCUUGUGAAUGUUGACCUGCUUAAAAGUCUUACUCACAUCGGCUACGGAGAGCGUGAUCACAUAGUCAUCCGGAACAGCUGGUGCUCUCAUGCAUGCUUCAGUGUUGCUUGCCUCGAAGCGAGCAUAGAAGUGGUUUAGCUCGUCUGGUAGGCUUGUGUCACUGGGCAGCUCGCGGCUGUGCUUCCCUUUGUAGUCUGUAAUAGUUUUCAAGCCCUGCCACAUCCGACGAGCGUCAGAGCCAGUGUAGUACGAUUCAAUCUUAGUCCUGUAUUGACUCUUUGCCUGUUUGAUGGUUCGUCGGAGGUCAUAGCGGGAUUUCUUAUAAGCGUCCGGGUUAGAGUCCCGUUCCUUGGAAGCGGCAGCUCUACCCUUUAGCUCAGCAACACGGACUUUCAACUCCCUCCAAAGAUGUUCUAUGGGGUUGAGAUCUGGAGACUGGCUAGGCCACUCCAGGACCUUGAAAUGCUUCUUACGAAGCCACUCCUUCGUUGCCCGGGCGGUGUGUUUGGGAUCAUUGUCAUGCUGAAAGACCCAGCCACGUUUCAUCUUCAAUGCCCUUGCUGAUGGAAGGAGGUUUUCACUCAAUCUCACGAUACAUGGCCCCAUUCAUUCUUUCCUUUACACGGAUCAGUCGUCCUGGUCCCUUUGCAGAAAAACAGCCCCAAAGCAUGAUGUUUCCACCCCCAUGCUUCACAGUAGGUAUGGUGUUCUUUGGAUGCAACUCAGCAUUCUUUGUCCUCCAAACACGACGAGUUGAUUUUUUUAACCAAAAAGUUAUAUUUUGGUUUCAUCUGACCAUAUGACAUUCUCCCAAUCCUCUUCUGGAUCAUCCAAAUGCACUCUAACAAACUUCAGACGGGCCUGGACAUGUACUGGCUUAAGCAGGGGGACACGUCUGGCACUGCAGGAUUUGAGUCCCUGGCGGCGUAGUGUGUUACUGAUGGUAGGCUUUGUUACUUUGGUCCCAGCUCUCUGCAGGUCAUUCACUAGGUCCCCCUGUGUGUUUCUGGGAUUUUUGCUCACUGUUCUUGUGAUCAUUUUGACCCCACGGGGUGAGAUCUUGCGUGGAGCCCCAGAUCGAGGGAGAUUAUCAGUGGGCUUGUAUGUCUUCCAUUUCCUGCUUACCUAUUGCAGAUUCAGUCUUCCCAGCCUGGUGCAGGUCUACAAUUUUGUUUCUGGUGUCCUUUGACAGCUCUUUGGUCUUGGCCAUAGUGGAGUUUGGAGUGUGACUGUUUGAGGUUGUGGACAGGUGUCUUUUAUACUGAUAACAAGUUCAAACAGGUGCCAUUAAUACAGGUAACGAGUGGAGGACAGAGGAGCCUCUUAAGAAGUUACAGGUCUGUGAGAGCCAGAAAUCUUGCUUGUUUGUACGUGACCAAAUACUUAUUUUCCACCAUAAUUUGCAAAUAAAUUCAUUAAAAAUCCUACAAUAUGAUUUUCUGGAUUUUUUUUUCUCAAUUUGUCUGUCAUAGUUGACGUGUACCUAUGGUGAAAAUUACAGGUCUCUCAUCUUUUUAAGUGGGAGAACUUGCACAAUUGGUGGCUGACUAAAUACUUUUUUCCCCACUGUAUACACACACACACACAAAUACAUACAUAUACAUAUAUAUAUAUAUAUAUAUACACACACAUAUAUAUCCUGCGAGAAGAAAAAAAACAUUUGGGGGAUUGGAAGUGAUGCAGACAAUUACAUUGGAAGUUACAAUCUAUCUGCAAUAUUAAAGCUUAUUUUUUUUAUAUAUUUUUUUUAUAAUUAAACACUGCUAUAGGGAAUACAGUGCCAUUUGGGAUGAAGCUUCUGUCAUUCUGUUGCUGAUUCCCCAGGACCAGGAUUAAGAACAACUGCCCGAUAGAAUGCACUACUUUUGACCCGGGUCCAGAGGCUGCCAUUUGGGAUUCAGACAUCCUUGAUUGUGUUUGUAAAGAAAAACAGUUCUAUUCACCUCAUGACUGACUAAUACUGUCGGUGAAUUGUCAUUAGCCAGGUAAUUUUUACACUCGGCUGCCUGUAUCAAACAGUCAAACUUUGGGUCAUUUCCAUGCAAAUGAAGGCUGCUUACUGCUCAGAAGGCUGAUCCCUCACACAGCUUGACUGACUGAGGAAGUAUAAUGGCUUAGUCACGGCUUAUAGUUUUGUUGCUGCACCGUUACGAUGUAAACGUCUUCCUUGAUGUCACUGGGCACAGAUGGAGGGUGCCUGAUAGUGCUGACCCAGGCUGUUAUGGGCCAUUCUAGUGGCCACAUAGCAACGAUGUCAGGGUAGGCUGUAGGCCAUUUCAGCAGGAGGAGUAUCUCUGCUGCGGAGUAUUCUUUUUUUGGAGAUGGAGCCAUCUGAGAUAUUUAAAUUAUUUCCAGCUCCAUCCUGUGAUUAGCGUAAUAGGGGGCUGUCUCCUCUGUUUCGGGAUGAUGCUACUGGAGCUUGUUGAUGUCAUUUGCAGUUGUGGAAAUAGCAGGAUCCAUCAGUGAUGAGACUCUUUAUUUUUACCUCUCAUUUAAUUCAAGUUGAUUAAUUUCAAUUAAAAACCCCAGAAAUUACACCAGAUCCCAUCCUAUUGCUGGCUCGAGCUGUGUUAGUUCGUUCGGCUGAUUUAACUAAAUGUGGGUGCAAAUAUGUUUUCCUAUUUCACACAUGUGCAAGUAUGUUAAUGUAUUUAUGUUAUGAAUUGGUGGUUUUGUUUAUAACAACUAACAAAAGCAGGAAUGGUUAUCAGCAUCCUCAAGGAGGAAAUCCUUAAUUGAAAAAUAUGUUGUAUUUUUAUUCCUGUUCUAAACUGUGCUUCUUUAGCCCUCCUGGGAAUCUGCCUGCAAUUUUCUAUUAGGCCUAAAUCUUGACAUCAAAUGCACGCUUCCUUCCCUAGCCAUGUGAAAAGAGAGAAACUGUUACCAUCAAGAUGAUGAUGAAAUACGCUAUAGAGGCCUCUCUCAAUAGCUGACAUACUGUGAAAUAAUUUGGGCUGGGUAUUUCAUCUGGAGACGUGAAAUAGGUAGGCGAUAUCGUUUACACCGACUGCAGCCCUCAACCUUGGUGAUGGUGGUGAUGCCACAGAAGACAGAACUAGAUUGAGAUUCUAUUUCUAUGGGUAAUGCUGGGGCUCUUAUGUCUGAAUCUAUUCCUGGCCCUGUCUGUCUGUAAUGGCUUCACAGCUGUCUAGGGGCCAGUCUACUCUAGUCAUGAAGGUGAAGCGCCUAGAUGAAAUGUAAUAUCUUGACUCCCCAGAGGCACCAGUCAAAUGUCACUCUCAAAAGGCUUAAAGACUAUAAGGUGAUAUUAUUUCAUGACAUUAUUUUAUUUCAACUGAGAAUAGCACAAAGUUUAGUUUUCUGUCUGGUCACAUACUAGUCUCACUUAUUAUCAUGGCUCCCUUUUCUCUCAGGGUGCUAAGUUAUGACCUGUCUCAUGUGAAGGCCUACAAUUUGUCCAGCUUAUUCUCUUGCCAAUAUCGAAAAACCUUCAUGUAUCAUAGUGUUUACAGUAGCCCAUUGUAUAGCAUAAGCCUGCAUACUGUGCAGAGUUGAUAUUAUAGUACCACCGUUCUCGUACGCUGUUCAAAACAAAUUGCCAGUAGCCUAGCUAUACACUAAGUAUAUUCCGUGACAUAGACAGAGCAGGUGAAUCCAGGUGAAAGCUAUGAUCCCUUAUUGAUGUCACCUGUUAAGUCCACUUCAAUCAAGGUAGAUGAAGGGGAGGAGACAGGUUAAAGAAGGAUUUUUAAGCCUUGAGACAAUUGAGACAUGGAUUGUGUAUGUGUGCCAUUCAGAGGGUGAAUGGGCAAGACAAAAUACACUGCUCAAAAAAAUAAAGGGAACACUAAAAUAACACAUCCUAGAUCUGAAUGAAUGAAAUAAUCUUAUUAAAUACUUUUUUCUUUACAUAGUUGAAUGUGCUGACAACAAAAUCACACAAAAAUUAUCAAUGGAAAUUAAAUGUAUCAACCCAUGGAGGUCUGGAUUUGGAGUCACCCUCAAAAUUAAAGUGGAAAACCACACUACAGGCUGAUCCAACAAUUGAUGUAAUGUCCUUAAAACAAGUCAAAAUGAGGCUCAAUAGUGUGUGUGGCCUCCACGUGCCUGUAUGACCUCCCUACAACGCCUGGGCAUGCUCCUGAUGAGGUGGCGGAUGGUCUCCUGAGGGAUCUCCUCCCAGACCUGGACUAAAGCAUCCGCCAACUCCUGGACAGUCUGUGGUGCAACGUGGCGUUGGUGGAUGGAGCGAGACAUGAUGUGCUCAAUUGAAUUCAGGUCUGGGGAAUGGGCGGGCCAGUCCAUAGCAUCAAUGCCUUCCUCUUGCAGGAACUGCUGACACACUCCAGCCACAUGAGGUCUAGCAUUGUCUUGCAUUAGGAGGAACCCAGGGCCAACCGCACCAGCAUAUGGUCUCACAAGGGGUCUGAGGAUCUCAUCUCGGUACCUAAUGGCAGUCAGGCUACCUCUGGCGAGCACAUGGCCCCCCAAAGAAAUGCCACCCCACACCAUGCUGACCCACCGCCAAACCGGUCAUGCUGGAGGAUGUUGCAGGCAGCAGAAUGUUCUCCACGGCGUCUCCAGACUCUGUCACGUCUGUCACGUGCUCAGUGUGAACCUGCUUUCAUCUGUGAAGAGCACAGGGCGCCAGUGGCGAAUUUGCCAAUCUUGGUGUUCUCUGGCAAAUGCCAAACGUCCUGCACGGUGUUGGGCUGUAAGCACAACCCCCACCUGUGGACGUCGGGCCCUCAUACCACCCUCAUGGAGUCUGUUUCUGACCGUUUGAGCAGACACAUGCACAUUUGUGGCCUGCUGGAGGUCAUUUCGCAGGGCUCUGGCAGUGCUCCUCCUGCUCCUCCUUGCACAAAGGCGGAGGUAGCAGUCCUGCUGCUGGGUUGUUGCCCUCCUACGGCCUCCUCCACGUCUCCUGAUGUACUGGCCUGUCUCCUGGUAGCGCCUCCAUGCUCUGGACACUACGCUGACAGACACAGCAAACCUUCUUGCCACAGCUCGCAUUGAUGUGCCAUCCUGGAUGAGCUGCACUACCUGAGCCACUUGUGUGGGUUGUAGACUCCGUCUCAUGCUACCACUAGAGUGAAAGCACCGCCAGCAUUCAAAAGUGACCAAAACAUCAGCCAGGAAGCAUAGGAACUGAGAAGUGGUCUGUGGUUACCACCUGCAAAACCAGUCCUUUAUUGGGGGUGUCUUGCUAAUUGCCUAUAAUUUCCACCUGUUGUCUAUUCCAUUUGCACAACAGCAUGUGAAAUGUAUUGUCAAUCAGUGUUGCUUCCUAAGUGGACAGUUUGAUUUCACAGAAGUGUGAUUGACUUGGAGUUACAUUGUGUUGUUUAAGUGUUCCCUUUAUUUUUUUAAGCAGUGUAUUUAAGUGCCUUUGAACAGGAUAUGGUAGUAGGUGCCAGGCGCACCGAUUUUGAGUGUCAAGAACUGCAACGCUGCUGAGUUUUUACGCUCAACAGUUUCCCGUGUGUAUCAAGAAUGGUCCACCCGACCACACAAAGGACAUCCAGCCAACUUGACACAACUGUGGGAAGCAUUGGAGUCAACAUGGGCCAGCAUCCCUGUGGAACGCUUUCAAGACCUUGUAGUCCAUGCCCCGACGAAUUGAGUCUGUUCUGAGGGCGAAGUGUGGUGCAACUCAAUAUUAGGAAAGUGUUCCUAAUGUAUUGUUCACUCCGUUUAUACCUUGUGUGCUCACUGAUAAUUGAUCAGCAUUUUUUUAAUUUAAUUUUUUACUUUUUUUUAUUAGUUUUCAAGAAUAGAUUUACAGUACAGCAAUUCAUCAUAAAGGUAGUGGGAACAUCAUUAACUGCAUUAUCAUUAUUGUUGUCCAGCUCCCCUACCAUUUGAGUCAGUAUGUGUGAUGUCCGACAGCAGCAGGGUCUGGGUCGCUGCAUGUCCAGCCCCCAUACCCUUUCCCAACCACCGCGGAGUGAGUGUCUGUGCUAUGUGCAGUCAACUAGUAUCAUUAGUGUUUGUGAAGCAAAUAUGAUGGUUAUUAUUAAGGUUCUGGUCUUCUGAGAUACAAACAAGUAUACCACAAACCAAAAAAAUAUACAAUUAAACAACUAAAGGAAAUAAAAUAAUUAGAAAAAAGUAAUGCAAGAAUAGAUCAUCCGAUCAUAUGUUUGGUUGCUUCGAGACGAAUGAGUCUUAUGUCGACACAAUAUUAUGUACAAGGAGCGGUUCCUAUCUUUUUUCACAUCUGUUUGCUGUUUGUUUUAUUUUAUGGGUGAUAAUUUCCAUUAAAUAAAUGUAUUUCACUCUGUCCACUCAGCCAUAGUAGGAAUGUCCUUAUUUAACCAAUGUGCUAUAAUACAUUUCUUUGCUGCAGACGAGUAUAUUUAAUAGGUAGUAAUUUAGAAACUGUUCAGGGAUUGCUCCCAAGGAUGGCACUCAUUUGGUUCUUUGCCAGGGAACCUUUUAAAUACAUUGUUUACAGAGUCAAAAACAUCAUUCCAGUAUUUUAUUAUUCUAGGACAACACCAAAAAAUAUGUAGGUAGUUUGUGGACAAUUCCCCAAAUUUUCUCCAGCAUUCACUGGUUGUUUCUGGUCUUAUCUUCACCAUUUUGUCUGGAGUUAGAAAGUACAAUUUCCAUAUUUUUGAAGGUGUAAUGGUAGGAACAUUCCUUCAGAUCGCCUCCGAAGUUACAUUUUCAAUGUUCUCCCCAAGUUCAGAUUCCCAUUUGCACUUUGUUUGCAGAGUAUUGCUCUGUGUCAUGACAGCAAUAUAUUGGUAUAGUUUUGUUAUUUCUUUACUACCAGUUGCCCUUUUCUGAGUAUUGGUUAUGUGUUUUUCUAUGGGUGAGGGCACACACUUAAUUUCUACCUAGUUGGGGUGUUUCCAUAAGUAGUCUCUUAGCUGUACAUGGCUAAAUAAAUCUGACUUUGGCAAAUGUAAGAACUAAUUUAAUCUAAUGAUUUAACUUGGUUGUUCUUCAAGACUUGGUGUACAUAUUGCAAAUGAAGUGAAGUACUUUCCUCCAAAUCUGGAGCAUAUUCUUGGACCAUAGGUUCUUCUUACUAUCACUGUCUGUCCUCUUUCCCAGAAAAGGUCUUACUGCUAGUGGGUAUCGACCACAGUAGAUUAAUUUUUCUAUUUCGAGCCAUCUAGAUUCAUAUAAAUAUUUUAUCCAAGUAAUCAUUGGUUGCAAUUGGGUGGUACCACCUCAAGUUUGGUAAUCCAAGGCCACCUGAUUCCUUUGGCAGUUGGAGUGUUUUGUACCUCAACCUCGUUAAUUUAUUUUACCUUGCUAUAGAAACCUUGAAAUUAGACGGUCUAAUUGGUAAAGUAUGGAAUCUGGGACAAGAACCGGUAUUGUCUGAAAUUGGAAUAGCAGUCUGGGGAGAACAUUAAUCUUAAUUGUUUCCACUUUUCCUCAUGAAGUCAGAGGUAAAAUCGCACAUCUUCUAAGAUCUGUGGUUAUCACAUCAAUUAAUUUGGUAUAGUGAAUUUUAUACAAGUCCUCAAGAGAGGUAGGACUAGUAAUACCUAGGUAUUUUAUUCCUUUGUCAGGCCACCUGAAAAUGGACAGGGUACCUGAUAGGGGGUGAGCCGAUUCAUAGCGUAGGCUUCAGUCUUACUUACAUUCAGUUUAUAUACUGCGUUAAUCCCAUAUGUUUUUAUACAUUUCAUCAAGCAUGCACAGAAUUACGUACAUCAGACAUAUACAAUAAUCCAUCGUCAGCAUACAGAGAAAUCUUAUGCUCUUCCUCGCCAAUUCCUUUACUAUUCGGGCUGGAUCUUAUCAUCUGGACAAAAGGUUCAAUACUAAGGGUAAAAAGGAAAGCGCUCAGUGGGCAACCUAGCCGAACCUCUUUAUUUAUUUGGUUUUUUUUAAUUUAGCAGACGCUCCUAUCCAGAUCGACUUACAGUAGAGUGCAUACAUUUUCAUACUUUUGUUUUGUGCUGGUCCCCCGUGGGAAUUGAACCCACAACCCUGGCGUUGCAAGCGCCAUGUUCUACCAACUGAGCCACAUGGGACUCUUUUAAUGAUAAAAGGUACAGAUAAAUGUCCAUUUACUCUGACUCUAGCGUGGGGGGUCGAAUAACGGAUUUGGACCAAUGUAAUACAACUUGGGGCCAAAUUCAUGCAGCAUUUCAAACCGAUAAGGCCAUGAUACCCGAUCAAAGGCCUUCUGUGCAUCCAGGGCCAGUGCCAUAUUUUCCCCACCCGUAGUCUGGGCAGAUGAUAUAACAUUUAGGCCUCUUCUCCUGUUAUCCGACAGUUGACGGCCAGCAUUGAUCGGACAUAAAAGACAAAUGUACAGACAAAUGACAGGCGGAUGUAGCGAACAAACGGGUCCAUUUGACAAUAUCAGUGCUUUGUUGUCAUGUCUAAUUUAGCCCAUUCCUCAUCUUCCUGCCAUCAUUCCCACAGCCUCCCACCCUGAUCUUACACACUGUAAUAUAGAGCUAGCUAGCAGUGAUGAUGCAACUGGCUGUGUUGAACCCUGCAAUCUUGUUUAUUCUCUGAACUAACCUUAUGCUACCCGUCCAUGUCUUUCAAAACAUCUCAUUCAUAACCCCACCUCCAUCCAUAACCCCACCCCCCGUCUAAGGCCAAGGCAAACAAACUGUAGUCUGACUCAAACUGUUACAUGUAGCCGACUGACACAAGUAAAUCCACCCAACGCACAGGCAUUUAGGUCUUUAUAACCCCAUCAUUCAGCACAGUGGUCAGGGUGAGUGAAAGAGUAUGGGUGACGGUGUUGCUGUGUCCUGUGUUAACGUGUGUCUUUCUGGCCCCCAUCAGUUCAGGACAGGUGUCUACAACCCGUGUGGUUCAGCACAGUGGUCAGGUUGAGUGUUAGUGUUACAGUAUGGGGGGUGGUGAUGAGUGUUAGUGUGUCCUGUGUCCCUCUGGCCCCCAUCAGUUUAGAUGUUUAUUAUGGAUCAGGUUACUGUAUCCUGUGUUAACGUGUCCUUCUGCCUCCCAUAAGUAUAGGUCUUAAUAACCCUAUGUUGAGUGUAGGGCUGACCCUAAUUACUCGACUGGUGGAUUGUUUAGUCGAUAUUUUUAGUCUUGCAUUAUUUGCGCCCAUCUCAGUGAACUAAUCCAUUGCGGAGGCCUAGACUAAAAGCCAAUUAAUGCUUAACCCUAACCCGUAUGGAGGGUGUGACGCAAUUGCGGCGCCUCCGGAGGCAUGCAGAGGCCAAGUCGAGUGCCGUACCGCAUCGCCAUGCGCCUCCCAAAUGUUGUAACAAUGCGGAGGGCUCUGUAUAGCACCGCAUUGACAUGAUUUGGUUGACGGUAGGUGGGGGGCAGUACAUCCUGUAUAAACACAGACUCACUUCCUUGACAACUUCCUUCACAACAGCUCUGCACUUCUCCGGGAAGCGCAAGAAGUAUGAAUGCCCUGUUUCCUGCUGAGGCCGUAUCACCGUAAAUGCUGCAUGGCCAAUGCAGACAUCGGAUUGACCAUGCAGUGCCCAGAUGCACAAUGCUCUCCAGGAAUGCGCUCAAUUCCCCAUUACAUACACUACCAGUGAAACGUUUGGACACAAUGAAUGAGAAUGAGUUGCCAAUUCCUUAUGUAAAUGAGUAUUUUUAUGCUCAUUGCACAUUUAUAAAGAAACUGACUAGACAGCUAGCACAUACACUACCGGUCAAAAGUGUUAGAACACCUACUCAUUCAAGGGUUUUUCUUUAUUUGUACUAUUUUCUACAUUGUAGAAUAAUAGUGAAGACAUCAACACUAUGAAAUAACACAUGGGCUAUUUGAAAAAGCUCCUGCCCAAGUCAAGCAAUGCUUCUUAUCCCUUGCGCAAAUAGCCUACAGCUGUGUCUGUCCCAAGCUCACUGGCAUGGGAAACUCUGUGGGCCCAGAAUAUUUUAUGCAAUGUUGCAAGUUCGAUAGUGCAAGCUUCUGGCUAGACCCAAGUUAAUAGUUGAUACAAUGUUUCAAGUUCGUUGCAGACAGGCCAUGCAUAGCCAAUGUGAUUUGUAGGAUAUUUUUUUAUAUCCAGAUAUUUUCUACCUGCAGGCUGCAAUGUUUUUAUUUGUUGGCUUUAUAUACAGUUGUGGUCAAAAGUUUUGAGAAUGACACAAGUAUUGGUCUUCACAAAGUUUGCUGCUUCAGUGUUAUGAGAUAUUUUUGUCAGAUGUUACUAUGGGAUACUGAAGUAUAAUUACAAGCAUUCCAUAAGUGUCAAAGCCUUUUAUUGACAAUUACAUUAAGUUUAUGCAAAGAGUCAAUAUUUGCAGUGUUGACCCUUAUUUUUCAAGACCUCUGCAAUCUGCCCUGGCAUGCUGUCAAUUAACUUCUGGGCCACAUCCUGACUGAUGGCAGCCCAUUCUUGCAUAAUCAAUGCUUGGAGUUUGUCAGAAUUUGUGGGUUUUUGUUUGUCCACACGCCUCUUGAGGAUCAACCACAAGUUCUCAAUGGGAUUAAGGUCUGGGAGUUUCCUGGCCAUGGACCCAAAAUGUUGAUGUUUUGUUCCCCGAGCCACUUAGUUAUCACUUUUGCCUUAUGGCAAGUUCAUCAUGCUGGAAAAGGCAUUGGUUGUCACCAAACUGUUCUUGGAUGGUUGGGAGAAGUUGCUCUCGGAGGAUGUGUUGGUACCAUUCUUUAUUCAUGGCUGUGUUCUUAGGCAAAAUUGUGAGUGAGCCCACUCCCUUGGCUGAGAAGCAACCCCACACAUGAAUGGUCUCAGGAUGCUUUACUGUUGGCAUGACACAGGACUGAUGGUAGCGCUCACCUUGUCUUCUCCGGACAAGGUGUUUUUCGGAUGCCUCAAACAAUCGGAAAGGGGAUUCAUCAGAGAAAAUGACUUUACCCCAGUCCUAAUCAGUCAAAUCCCUGUACCUUUUGCAGAAUAUCAGUCUGUCCCUGAUGUUUUUCCUGGAGAGAAGUGGCUUCAUUGCUGCCCUUCUUGACACCAGGCCAUCCUCCAAAACUCUUCGCCUCACUGUGCGUGCAGAGGCACUCACCUGCCUGCUGCCAUUCCUGAGCAAGCUCUGCACUGGUGGUGCCCCGAUCCCGCAGCUGAAUCAACUUUAGGAGACAGUCCUGGCGCUUACUGGACAGUCCUGGCGCUUGCAAAACAAUUGAACCUCUCUCCUUGAAGUUCUUGAUGAUCCGAUAAAUGGUUGAUUUAGGUGCAAUCUUGCUAGCAGCAAUAUCCUUACCUGUGAAGCCCUUUUUGUGCAAAGCAAUGAUGACUACACGUGUUUCCUUGCAGGUAACCAUGGUUAACAGGGGAAGAACAAUGAUUUCAAGCACCACCCUCCUUUUAAAGCUUUCAGUCUGUUAUUCUAACUCAAUCAGCAUGACAGAGUGAUCUCCAGCCUUGUUCUCAUCAACACUCUCACCUGUGUUAACGAGAGAAUCACUGACAUGUGUCAGAACGCUGAGUGUGGAUGUGGUGCAGGGAAUCAAGCGCAGGAACAAGGGUGUUCGUCAACAGACUUUAGUAAUCCAAAAUAGUAACUCCAAACAGGUGAAUAGCCAACCCAACCGGGAGGCAUGAACAAAUUACACACACACACAACAGUGCGUAAAAACAAGAAAAGGCGCACGCAGUGCGGACUCUCGACACAAUCAACACGAGAGAGAACCCAUCAACAGCAACAGCUGACAUAACAAUCACACAUAACACCUGACCCAACACACGAUAACUAAAUAGGAAACAAAAUCAAACACUAACAAGGGACAGGUGUACAAACAGACAAAACCAAACAAACAUGAAACAUCGAACGGUGGCAGCUAGUACUCCGGGGACGACGACCGCCGAAGCCUGCCCGAACAAGGAGGAGGAGCAGCCUCGGCCGAAACCGUGACAGUACCCCCCCCUUGACGCGCGGCCCCAGCCGUGCGCCGAUCCCGGCCUCGGGGACGACCAGGACGACGCGGAGCAGGGCGCGUAGGAUGACCCCGAUGGAACUCGGUCAGCAGGGACAGGUCUAAUAUGUCCCUCCUCGGCACCCAGCACCGCUCCUCCGGGCCGUACCCCUCCCAUCCACGAGAUAUUGGACACCCCCCAUCCGGCGUCUCGAAUCAAGGAUGGACCUCACAGUGUACGCCGGAGCCCCCUCGAUGUCCAACGGGGGCGGAGGAGUCUCCUCUAUCUCAUAGUCCUGGAGUGGACCAGCUACCACCGGCCUGAGGAGAGACACAUGGAACGAGGGGUUAAUAUUCCUGUAAUCAAUAGGCAGUUCUAACCUGUAACACACCUCGUUCAACCUCCUCAGGACUUUGAAUGGCCCCACAAACCGCCGACCCAGCUUCCGGCAGGGCAGGCGGAGGGGCAGGUUUCUGGUCGAGAGCCAGACUCGAUCUCCAGGUGCGUAUACAGGCCCCUCACUGCGGUGGAGAUCGGCGCUCGUCUUAUGCCGACGGAUGGCCCGCUGCAGAUGGACGUGGGCAGCGUUCCAUGUCUCCUCCGAGCGCCGCACCCACUCAUCCACCGCAGGGGCCUCGAUCUGGCUCUCGUGCCAAGGUGCCAGAACCGGCUGGUACCCUAACACACACUGGAAAGGGGUUAGUUGGGUGGAGGAGUGGCGGAGAGAGUUCUGCGCCAUCUCGGCCCACGGAACGUAUCUCGCCCACUCCUCCGGCCGGCCCUGGCAAUAAGACCUCAGAAACCUACCCACAUCCUGGUUGACACGUUCAACCUGCCCAUUACUCUCCGGGUGGUAACCCGAGGUAAGGCUCACCGAAACCCCCAACCGUUCCAUAAAGGCUCUCCACACUCUGGAGGUGAACUGGGGGCCUCGAUCAGACACUAUAUCCUCGGGUACCCCGUAAUGCCGGAAGACAUGGGUAAACAGAGCCUCAGCGGUCUGUAGGGCAGUAGGGAGACCCGGCAUGGGAAGGAGACGACAGGCCUUCGAGAACCGAUCCACAACGACCAGGAUGGUAGUAUUCCCCUGUGAGGGGGGAAGAUCUGUAAAAAAGUCCACCGAGAGGUGGGACCAGGGUCGUUGUGGAACGGGCAGGGGUUGUAGCUUACCCCUGGGCAAAUGUCUGGGCGCCUUACACUGUGCACACACCGAACAGGAGGAGACCUAAACCCUCACAUCCCUGGCUAACGUUGGCCACCAGUACUUAGUGCUAAGGCAGUGAACUGUCCGGCCGAUACCUGGAUGUCCAGAGGAGGGGGACGUAUGAGCCCAAUAAAUGAGGCGAUCGCGUACAUCGAGCGGAACGUACGUCCGACCCACUGGACACUGUGGAGGACUUGGGUCGGUGCGUAACGCCCGCUCGAUCUCCGCAUCGACCUCCCAUACCACCGGUGCCACCAGACAAGACUUUGGUAGUAUGGGAGUGGGCUCAACGGACCUCUCCUCCGUGUCAUACCGCCGAGACAGGGCAUCUGCCUUCCGGUUCUGGGACCCAGGGAUGUAAGUGAUUUUAAACACAAACCGGGCUAGAAACAUAGUCCAGCGGGCCUGGCGAGGAUUCAGUCUCCUAGCUGCCCGGAUGUACUCCAGGUUACGGUGGUCCGUCAAAAUGAGGAAAGGGUGUUGAGCCCCCUCAAGCCAAUGCCUCCACACCUUUAGGGCCUGUACCACGGCUAACAGCUCCCUGUCCCCUACGUCAUAAUUCCGCUCCGCCGGACUGAGCUUCUUAGAAUAAAAGGCACAGGGGCGGAGCUUAGGUGGUGUGCCAGACCGUUGUGAGAGGACGGCCCCAAUACCGGCCUCGGACGCGUCUACCUCUACCUGGAAUGGUAAAGCGGGAUCCGGAUGCGCCAACACCGGCGCCGAGGUAAACAGGUCCUUCAGUCUCCCAAAAGCCCUGUCCGCCUCAGCAGACCACCGCAAGCGCACCGGACCCCCCUUCAACAGAGACGUUAUGGGAGCUGCCACCUGUCCAAAACCCCGGAUAAACCUCCGGUAAUAAUUCGCAAAACCCAAGAACUGUUGCACCUCUUUCACAGUGGUUGGGGUUUGCCAAUUACGCACAGCUGACACCCGGUCAACCUCCAUCCUCACCCCUGACGCAGACAACUGAUAACCCAAAAAGGAGACCGACUUCUGAAAGAACAGACAUUUCUCUGCCUUGACAUAUAGGUCAUGCUCCAACAGUCUCCUCAACACUCGGCGCACCAGGGCUACAUGCUCAGCUCGGGUAGAACUGUACACCAGAAUAUCGUCUAUGUACACGACUACUCCCUGCCCCUGCAUGUCCCGGAAAAUCUCAUCUACAAAGGAUUGGAAGACUGAGGGAGCAUUCAUUAACCCAUAUUGCAUGACGAGAUACUCGUAAUGACCGGAGGUCGUGCUAAAUGCUGUCUUCCAUUCAUCGCCCUCUCUAAUGCGCACCAAGCUAUAUGCGCUCCUGAGAUCCAAUUUUGUGAAGAACUGAGCACCGUGUAAUGACUCCGUCAUAGUCGCAAUCAGAGGAAGUGGAUAACUGUACUUCACCGUAAUCUGAUUGAGACCGCGGUAAUCAAUAAACGGGCGCAAACCUCCAUCUUUUUUCUUCACAAAAAAGAAGCUAGAGGAAGCGGGUGAAGUGGAGGCCCGUAUGUAUCCCUGUCUCAGAGACUUGGCGAUGUAAGUUUCCAUCGCCUUCCUCUCCUCUUGAGACAAGGGAUACACAUGGCUCCGCGGGAGGGCUGCUCCUGACUGGAGAUCUAUCGCACAAUCCCCCUGUCUAUGAGGCGGCAGCUGCGCCGCCCUAGUCUUACUAAACACCAGUUUCAAAUCCUCAUACUCGGGGGGAAUAUGCAGUGCUGGCAUUAGAUUCGGACUUUCCACCGAGGUCGCCCCUAUGGAAACACCCAGACACAGCCCCUCACACUGAGCAGACCACCCUUUAAGAGCUUUCUCUCGCCACGAAAUAGUAGGGUCAUGGGUAAUCAACCAGGGAAGCCCCAGCACCACCGGAUACGCAGGAGAGUCAAUCAGAUAGAGCUGAAUCGUCUCCUCAUGACCCCCCUGCGUCACCAUCUUAAGGGGCGCUGUGACCUCCCUAAUCAACCCAGAUCCUAACGGACUGCUAUCUAGGGCAUGUACAGGGAAAGGCUUAUCAACGGGAAGGAGAGGAAUCCCUAACUCUACACAGAACUGGCGAUCUACAAAAUUCCCGGCUGCGCCUGAAUCUACUAGCGCCUUAUGCUGGGAACGAGGUGCAACCUGUGGAAAACAAACAGGCAAGGUUAUGUGAACGACAGAAAGCUCUGGGUAAGUAGGGCGCCUACUCACCUGGGAGGACUCCCCAAUGCGUGGCCUGCCUUCACCUCCACCGGGGGACCUUCCCCAACACCUAGCCGCGGUGUGCCCUCCACGGCCACAGUUGGUGCAGGGAACGGCCCCCCUCGGGUUCCUACUCCUCCGUUCUCUAGCGCCAGCACCUCCGAGCUCCAUAGGGCUCGGCUCGGAGGUGCCGGAAGGUGGAAUGGGCAACCCCCACCCGGGACGUCCACGGGUGGCGAGCAGGGUGUCCAGACGAAUGGCCAUGUCGACCAGUUGGUCAAACGACAACGUGGUAUCCCUGCACGCCAACUCUCUCUGGACGUCCUCCCGGAGGCUGCAGCGGAAGUGGUCUAUGAGGGCCCGCUCAUUCCACCCUGCAUCUGCCGCUAGAGUCCGGAACUCCAAAGCAAAAUCCUGUGCGCUCCUCAUCCCCUGUCGGAGGUAGAACAGACGCUCCCCCGCCGCCUUCCCUUCUGGUGGAUGGUCAAACACGGCACGGAAGCGGCGGGAGAACUCCGCAUAGGUAAUAGUAGCGGUGUCUAUUCUCCUCCAUUCGGCGUUGGCCCACUCCAACGCCUUGCCGGUGAGACAGGAGAUGAGGGCGGAGACGCUCUCGUGUCCCGAGGGCGCCGGGUGUACGGUGGCGAGGUAGAGCUCCACUUGCAGCAGGAACCCUUGACACCCGGCAGCGGAGCCGUCGUACGCCCUCGGGAGCGAGAGCCGAAUCCCGCUGGGUUCCGGAAGGGGGACAGGAGGACUGACCGAUGGGGAUGGUCCGGUAGGUGGGGGCGUGGGUACCCCGCUGCUUUCCCAUCGGUGGAGAGUGUUCAUCACCCGAUCCAGGGCGUGACCGAUCUGGUUGAUCCUGUCCUACUGCCCAUGAAGACGGUCCUCCAUAAUGUCCGUUGGCGCGGUUGCUCCUGCUGAUUCCAUGGGUUGAUGUGUGAUUCUGUCAGAACGCUGAGUGUGGAUGUGGUACAGGGAAUCAAGCGCAGGAACAAGGGUGUUCGUCAACAGACUUUAGUAAUCCAAAAUAAUAACUCCAAACAGGUGAAUAGCCAACCCAACCGGGAGGCAUGAACAAAUUACGCACACACACAACAGUGCGUAAAAACAAGAAAAGGCGCACGCAGUGCGGACUCUCGACACAAUCAACACGAGAGAGAAAACCCAUCAACAGCAACAGCUGACAUAACAAUCACACAUAACACCUGACCCAACACACGAUAACUAAAUAGGAAACAAAAUCAAACACUAACAAGGGACAGGUGUACAAACAGACAAAACCAAACAAACAUGAAACAUCGAACGGUGGCAGCUAGUACUCCGGGGACGACGACCGCCGAAGCCUGCCCGAACAAGGAGGAGGAGCAGCUUCGGCCGAAACCGUGACAACAUGAUGGCAGCUGGUCCUUUUGUGGCAGGGCUAAAAUGUAGUGGAAAUUAGAGGGACUUUGCAAUUAAUUGCAAUUCAUCUGAUCACUCUUCAUGACAUUCUGGAGUAUGUGCAAAUUGCCAUCAUCAAAACUGAGGCAGCAGACUUUGUGAAAAUUAGUAUUUGUGUCAUUCUCAAAACUUUUGACCACGGCUGUAGGCUGUUUUUACAUUGUUGGCAAUAGAAGUUACUUUUUAGGUUUGUAUCAUUUUCAUUUAGAUUUGGAUAGAAUUUUGAUUAACCACAUGACAAUGAUUUUGAGAUAUGAAGACGUUAUUAUAAAUGAAAUGAAACUGUUCUGGCCUCCCGAGUGGCGCAGCUGUCUAAGGCGUCACUACAGACCCGGGUUCGAUCCCGGACUAUGUCAGAACCGGCUGUGACUGGGAGUCCCAUAGGGCGGCGCACAAUUGGCCCAGUGUCGUCCGGGUUUGUCCGGGGGGGCUUUACUUGGCGCAUCUCGCUGCAGGCUGACUUCGGUCGUCAGUUGAACAGUGUUUCCUCCGACACAUUGGUGCAGCUGGCUUCCGGGUUAAGCGGGCGGGUGUUAAGAAGCGCGGUUUGGCGCAUGAUUCGACCUUCGCCUCUCCCGAGCCCGUUGGGGAGUUGCAGCGAAGAGACAAGAUCGCAAUUGGAUAUCACAAAAAAAUCAAAAAUAAUACCUGUUCCACGAAAAUGUACGUAUGAAAACCAUAACUGGCACACAGAUUGGUAUAAAUGGUAAGAUAUAUUGGCAUUCCACAUGAGAAAGGUUGCAGACUCCUCAUGUAGCCUAUUACCGGCAACUUCAGGAGAGUAAUGGCAGAAUCUGCAAAAGCCAGCAGGAACGGGAGGAGAAUGGUUUGGUCAGGUUUUUUUCUUCCUCUAGAUCUUUGGCUCCCUCUUUAGUCAUUUGUCUUAUUUCAUCAAACAGUAAGCUUAAAGCAUCAGACAAGCUCAAUGCAUAUAGUUGAUUUUAUUAAAACACAAAGGGUGUGUCUAUAUAUAGAAAAAUACACGUUUAAACAUUUCUACCAAUCGAUUGGUCGAAAGAACAGACAACUUUUUUUUUUGUCGGGGACAGCCAUAUUUGAAUGAAAGAAUAUGGGGGUUGGUGGUGUGAGUGAUACUGUGCCCUGUGUUGACGUGUUUCCCUCUGGUCUGCAUCAGUUCCAGGGUCAGGAGAGGCUGACGGAGUGUUUGAUCCUGCUGGGAGGGAGCAGCUUGCUGAGGUCCCUGCUCAUCCGUCAUGUCCUGUCUGAGAUCAACCGGCUGGCAGAACACCUCUGGAUCACCUGCCAGGUAAGGACCAGGACACACACACCUCUGGAUGGCCAGGGCUUUCCACACAGGCCUGGGGUGAGGGAAGGGAGGAUGUUACAGUCUUAUAUAGGAUAAGUCAAAUCAUUGACUUUGAUGCUGUUUUAUAGGACUGUUUAUUAUGCAUAUACAGUGAGCCAGUAUUGGGACAGUGACACGUGUUAUGUUGUUUUCACUCUAACCUCAGUCAUUGUAUCAUUUGCUGGAGUGCAAAGUAUUGGCACAAAUGUACUUAUGUGUAUUAAAAAGUUAAGUAUUUGGUCCCAUAUUCAUAGCACGCAAUGACUACAUCAAGCUUGACUACAAAUUUGUUGGAAGCAUUUGCUGUUUGUUUUGGUUGUGUUUCAGAUUAUUGUGUGCCCAGUAGAAAUUAAUGGUAAAUAAUGAAUUGUCAUUUUUGGUGUCACUUUUAUUGUAAAUAAGAAUAUAAUAUGUUUCUAAACACUUCUACAUUAAUGUGGAUGCUACCAUGAUUACAGAUCCUGAAUGAGUCGUGAAUAAUGAUGAGUGAGAAAGUUAAACGCACAAAUAUCAUACCCCCCCCCCCCCCCCUCCCCCCAAAAAAAUAAUAAUGCUAACCUCCCCUCUUAUUGUAAUGGUGAGAGGUUAGCAUGUCUUGUGGGUAUGAUAUUUGAGUGUCUAACUUUCUCACUCAGGGCAUAUCGCCCAAGCCUACAUGUCACAGCAUUGGUCUCAGGUAGCCUACAUGGUGUGGUGGGUGAUGCUGUUUGACUGGCAUGUCUCCUCUGAAAGCCAGUGUAUACAGACAGCCCAGCCGCCAGCAGUCUUGCAAAAUUGAAAUGUGUGAAUAGGGAAUUGGAAGCAGAUCAUUCUCCCUUCUCGUGGCGCUCCACUCCCACUGUAGAGAGACAGUCAGUCAUGCAUGUUUGUGUGUCUUUACUUCACCCCAUUGAAAAAAGCCCUUAUUGAAGCAGUCCUGAGCAAAAACAGAACACAUUGCUGCUGUACCAAGUGAAUGAGAAAAUAUAAUUUCUGUCACGUAAUUUUGUCUGGAAGCAAAGUCCUAGACAUUGGUUUAUUAAAUACUAUAGGACCUUUUCUUUGCUGAGAGUAUUGAUGUUGAGUUAUUUAAGUACACUGUGGCUGCUACUGUAGACCACUGUCAUUUGGUGAUAAUGUAUUCAAAUGACCUGAAAUUGCUCACUUAAUUUUCGGGACUGUUGACUUGCCUCAUAUCCCUCUAACAUUGAGUUCUUGACACUUCAAAGCCAUUGUGACCUGGCACUUGACCCCCCUGCUGUCAAUGUAGAAAAAGGGGCGGCUAAAUUGCUUGUAAAGACAUCUACCAUUUGAAGACUUAGCCACCAGACUGGCUAAUGAGUAGAGCCCGAUCAAUAUAUCGGUUCACCGAUAUUAUCGGCUGAUAUUGGCCUUUUACUAACAUAUCGGUAUCGGCCGAUAAUUCCACCGAUAACCAAUAUUCAAUAAAUAUGAUGAAAAAAGGGAAUCUCAUGCUUAUCCGAACACUUGGAUGGCAAUGUGUCAUUAUUGUCACAAUGUAAGAAAUCAACAUUUGAAGCAUAUUUCUUGGCCAAUUGGAUGGCAAUUUAUGAGAACUCGGUGUGGAAAAAUUACACGUAAAAAAUGUCCCUGCUGUAAAACAGUAUAUCGGUAGAUAUAUCGGUAUUGGUAAGUUUUGUCCCCCCCAAAAGAAUCGGAAUCGGUAUCGCUCUACUAGGCCUAGUACCUCACCCCUCAGAGAAUGGAAGUCCCUGAUUGCGUCCCAAAUGGCACCCUUUUCCCUUUAUAAGACACCACUUUUGACUAGGGCCAAUAGGGCUCUGGGCAAAAGUAGUGCACUAUAUAGGGAAUAGGGUGCCAUUUGGAACACAUCCCCUAUGAUGCGGUUGAGAGGACUGAGGUGCACUUAACAGAACUUUGAAUGGGCUGCUGGCUUGCAUUCGCACUAUGCUACAUUACUACAACAACAACAGGCUUCAUUUGCUCUACAAGCUUGUCUGUGCUGUUGUUGAACGUUUGCAUGAAAAUGGAGACAUAACAGGCUUCUUUUUGGUUGAUUUAGUCUUGGAGUAUACUCUCUAUACAAUAAUACAUGAAUGCAACUGUGGAGAAAAGGCCAGUGCAUUGAGAGCUGUAGGCUGGGCUGCCUGAUUUGCACAUCAAAACACAGCAAGGGAAUUGUAUAACGCAUCAAGUCUCCAUUACUGCACCUUGCCUCGCAAUGCAGUGCAGCAAUUUGUGUUAAUACUGUAUGAUUUUUCUAGAGCUGUGGUCGAGUCCUGGGAAAUAAAGUUUGAAGACUUGCCAGCCAGGCCUAAAACUCACUUUUUUUGUAUACCAGGCACUGUUGCAGGUAGAUUUAGAAAAUCGACCAGCCACUGAUUUUUUUUUUUACCAUCCAAAAUACUUUUGGGGCCAUAAUUACACAAGGAGACACAAAAAAAACUGAUGAGCAUGCUUAGUAAUGUUUCUAAAACAACAAAUGUAUUGCUAGUGAGAUGUAAUGUGAUAUUGCUCUAUGUAAUUUAACAUUCUGUGACCUGACAUGUGCGAGCGUUGCAAAAUAAAUGUACACAUACAUGUUAUUCAAUCAUUGCAUCCACACUGCUCACGUGCGUUAACAAGUGUCUGCGUAGCCAGGCUCUAAAAUAGAACUUGGUUCUAUUUGUGAUGCUUGACGCGCUGCAAGUCCCGCCUCUCCCAUCUCAUUGGUUUUUAGGAGCAUAUACCCACAUGGGUGAUUAAAAGAUGAACUGAGGUCCACACUCCAAUCCAGUUGGUGGUGGUAAUGCACCUUAAAGUUGGAUGCCAACCGCCAUAGAAAGUCCAAAGAAGAAGAAGGAGAGAUUACUAUAAACUAACUCUGUUUACCCUUUUAUCUGUGGAUUAAUUGUCAGCGUAGAGGACCUUGUGCAUUUCAGGUAAAAUAACAACCCAAUGUUUAUAUCCCAGGACAAAGUAACUAGCAACAGUAAGCUAGCUAGCUAAAUUGCCAUAAAUGUUUAAUGCUUUUCGACCUGUCCCCAAAUUAAUAUACACUGCUCAAAAAAAUAAAGGGAACACUUAAACAACACAAUGUAACUCCAAGUCAAUCACACUUCUGUGAAAUCAAACUGUCCACUUAGGAAGCAACACUGAUUUACAAUAAAUGUCACAUGCUGUUGUGCAAAUGGAAUAGACAACAGGUGGAAAUGAUAGGCAAUUAGCAAGACACCCCCAAUAAAGAAGUGGUUCUGCAGGUGGUGACCACAGACCACUUCUCAGUUCCUAUGCUUCCUGGCUGAUGUUUUGGUCACUUGAAUGCUGGCGGUGCUUUCACUCUAGUGGUAGCAUGAGACGGAAUCUACAACCCACACAAGUGGCUCAGGUAGUGCAGAUCAUCCAGGAUGGCACAUCAAUGCGAGCUGUGGCAAGAAGGUUUGCUGUGUCUGUCAGCGUAGUGUCCAGAGCAUGGAGGCGCUACCAGGAGACAGGCCAGUACAUCAGGAGAUGUGGAGGAGGCCAUAGGAGGGCAACAACCCAGCAGCAGGACCGCUACCUCCGUUUUUGUGCAAGGAGGAGCAGGAGGAGCACUCCCAGAGCCCUGCAAAAUGACCUCCAGCAGGCCACAAAUGUGCAUGUGUCUUCUCAAACGGUCGGAAACAGACUCCAUGAGGGUGGUAUGAGGGCCCGACGUCCACAGGUGGGGGUUGUGCUUACAGCCCAACACCGUGCAGGACGUUUGGCAUUUGCCAGAGAACACCAAGAUUGGCAAAUUCGCCACUGGCACCCUGUGCUCUUCACAGAUGAAAGCAGGUUCACACUGAGCACGUGACAGACGUGACAGAGUCUGGAGACGCCGUGGAGAACGUUCUGCUGCCUGCAACAUCCUCCAGCAUGACCGGUUUGGCGGUGGGUCAGUCAUGGUGUGGGGUGGCAUUUCUUUGGGGGGCCGCACAGCCCUCCAUGUGCUCGCCAGAGGUAGCCUGACUGCCAUUAGGUACCGAGAUGAGAUCCUCAGACCCCUUGUGAGACCAUAUGCUGGUGCGGUUGGCCCUGGGUUCCUCCUAAUGCAAGACAAUGCUAGACCUCAUGUGGCUGGAGUGUGUCAGCAGUUCCUGCAAGAGGAAGGCAUUGAUGCUAUGGACUGGCCCGCCCAUUCCCCAGACCUGAAUCCAAUUGAGCACAUCUGGGACAUCAUGUCUCGCUCCAUCCACCAACGCCAUGUUGUACCACAGACUGUCCAGGAGUUGGCGGAUGCUUUAGUCCAGGUCUGGGAGGAGAUCCCUCAGGAGACCAUCCGCCACCUCAUCAGGAGCAUGCCCAGGCGUUGUAGGGAGGUCAUACAGGCACGUGGAGGCCACACACACUACUGAGCCUCAUUUUGACUUGUUUUAAGGACAUUACAUCAAAUGUUGGAUCAGCCUGUAGUGUGGUUUUCCACUUUAAUUUUGAGGGGGUACUCCAAAUCCAGACCUCCAUGGGUUGAUACAUUUGAUUUCCAUUGAUAAUUUUUGUGUGAUUUUGUUGUCAGCACAUUCAACUAUGUAAAGAAAAAAGUAUUUAAUAAGAUUAUUUCAUUCAUUCAGAUCUAGGAUGUGUUAUUUUAGUGUUCCCUUGAUUUUUUGAGCAGUGUAGUUGGUUCAGACAUCGUUUUGAUAUUUCAACCUGCGUGUCCUGAUCGCGUCUGGUGUGGAUGGACAAAAUCAACAUGCGCGCUGCACGCGAGCGCCCGGUCUAGUCAGCAUGAGUAUUUUAACAAAAAUGUUUAACUUGCCCUUUAAGAUUACCUUGGUAACAGGGCCACUAGUCAUCACGUGUGAGAAUGUCACCAGUAGAGGCCAAUGUUGUCUGUUUUUGCUAGUAAUCUCAAACAUUGAAAAGCAACCUAGCUUGUGAACAAAACAAUGUAAAUAGACAAGAAAAACGAGGAAAAGGUCUCACUUUAGUAGACUUUCGAGUAAAUUAGACAAACUUUUAUGCCUGUGCCCAUUGCUUCUAAAAACUAAUCUUUCAGUGCUCACAGCCCCCCAGACAGACGGUGUUGCUGAGUGAGGUGGGAUAGCUAUAAUGUUAGGAAUCAGAUUUAUUUGUGCAUUACCAGAUAUGAAACAAAACAGCAGAAAUACUUUGAAAACAGCUACAGCAGCAUUUAUUUUGCUAUAAAUCACAACUCGCGCUUGUGGCCAUAAUUGACUUUUGGUAUUAAUUGCUCACACUGUUGGGCAUGCAGUGUUACCACGCGCCAACGUGGCUGGUGAAUUAGACAUUCUUACCCACCAAUGCCAAAAUCAAUACACAGUACUGUAUGCAGAGAGCAUCAUUGGACUGAUAGCCUCCCUGUGUGUGUGUGUGUGUGUGUGUGUGUGUGUGUGUGUGUGUGUGUGUGCGCGCAUGUUUUAGCUUCCCUGUGUCUGCGUGUGACCCCUGUCUUUCCCCCAGAUCUGCAGUGUGACUAUGAUAAAGGCAGACCUGUCAGGUGAGGUGUAUUUCUAGGGUGAUUUAUGUGAGCAUUAAGAUUCCGUUAACCCUUCACACAGGGUGACAGAGGCAUAUGGUUUCCUCCUGCCUCUGUAGCCUAAUGCACUCAGCAAGGGGUAAUUCUGUGGGGGCUGCUCCUCUGGGAUGGAGGUAAGGACGAUCAGUUAAGUCCACCACCACACACACCACCGCAACAUAAACACACUACCCUGGCCACUAGAGAGGUGAGAUAGGCAUCUCCAUCUGUUUGCUAGACCUUUCCCAUGGUAAAACAGUCAGGGCUGGGUAAAGGUUGUAUAAGGGACAAGAUCUGUGUGUUGGCCUAAAAUUGCUUUUAUCAACCAUGUCACUAGUUGUUUCCCUGUUAAUGUAGCGGUCUAGAAACACGUAAUAACAAGACAGUUCUAAGGACAACAUGGAGAGGAUGCUCAAUUAUGCCAAAUUGUUUCAAUGAUGAGUCAGAGCUCUACUGGAUCUGGUUGUACUCUGAGAAGUAAUUUAGGAUCAAAUUGUUGGAUAAUUGGUUUGUUGCCCGAUGGACAUUGUAAUCAUGAUUAUUAUGAGAAUGAUUACGUUUCUAAUUGUUUUUUCUACAGCUGUAGGCUACAUAUAGCCUAAUACUGAACCAAAGAGUGGUGUCACCUCAGGUCUCUAGUGAUGAGAAUCAAUUAAAUAAUGAUUACUUCAGUAGUAUUUUCUUUAAGCCAUUAUUAUUUAAUCGGCAGCGUUAAAAAGGGAGUAGUGACUAUUAGGGUUGGCGGAUAUUACGAUAUAAUCGGAAAUCAAUUAUGUUUGACAGACAUCGUCGAUGGCAAUGACAUUGUGAUGUGACAGACGAUAUUUUUUUACAGACGAUAGUUUAACCUAUUUAAACAUGACUGGCACCGCCGGAGUAGGGCAGCGCACAACAGUGCAGCUCACAGCCGGGCGACACGCCAAAUGACCUACCUAUUCCUAUUUGCCAUUGCCCUUUUCAAUAAAUAUGUAGGUAGACUUAGCCUACUAUUAACAUAAUGCAAGAGUAGGCCUACAAUGUAGAUUGUAGACGCAGCGGAGAGUGCCAAAAGCUGUGCAAAAUGUCAGAUAACAUUUCUCUCGCUCACCGCUCCAAUGUCGGAUGAUCAUGGGCCUUUUGCAGCGGACACUCCGUUGUAUGGCGUGUUUUAAAAGCUUCAUUUCCCUUUUUGUCCCAAUCCCCAUUUUAUUUGAAUGUGACUUGUUGGUCUAAGCAUAUCUUUCAUGAUCAUCAUUCAAAUGAAUCUAGGAGGCCAGUAACAGAGUUCUAUCUCAGAAAGUUAUGUUUGUGAAUAGCCUAAAUAAAAACAUUAUAUGGUAAUAAUGAGAGAGGAAGAACCAACAAUUGCAAGAUAGAAUAAUUGAAUGGGAAGUUUAAACAAACCUGCGCAACGGGCAUUACAAAUGCUCCCACAGCAGCGCUUUCGAUAAGCAGAAACAAAAUAUAAAUGUGCCUAUAAAAAGAAGAACCCACAUUUGGAUAGGCUACAAAUUACAACAUAAAUCAAGUAAAUAAAAUAAGUACGAAAUUUACCAAAUAAAUGAUAGUGCAAAUCAGUUUAAAUCAUACAACAGAAUAUUCUAGCCUAGGCUACAUUUAUUUGGAAUAAGACUCAUCUGUGAAUACAUGCUAUGAAAAUAAAAUAAAUAAAAAGCAAUGAAGAACCAUUCAGACUAUUUUUAUUUUCAUUAUAUAUUAACCUACCUAAAGGUUACUGGCAAGGAACACAAGCAUGUUCACCUUUUCUGGCUUUAAUAGACUGCGGAGUGGGGUAACAAUAUUGCCUACUGAAAACACGUUCAGACAGAACACUUUUAACACAGAUGCAGAGAAAAAAAUAGACGAUACAAUCAUACAGUGCCUUGCAAAAAUAUUCAUCCCCUUGGCGUUUUUCCUAUUUUGUUGCAUUACAACCUGUAAUUUAAAUGGAUUUUUAUUUGGAUUUCAUGUAAUGGACAUACACAAAAUAGUCCAAAUUGGUGAAGUGAAAUGAAAAAAGAACUUGUUUAAAAAAAUUCUCAAAAAUAAAUAACGGGAAAGUGGUGUGUGCAUAUGUAUUCACCCCCUUUGCUAUGAAGCCCCUAAAUAAGAUCUGGUGCAACCAAUUACCUUCAGAAGUCACAUAAUUAGUUAGAUUGCACACAGGUGGACUUUAUUUAAGUGUCACAUGAUCUGUCACAUGAUCUCAGUAUAUAUACACCUGUUCUGAAAGGCCCCAGAGUCUGCAACACCACUAAGCAAGGGGCACCCCUAAGCAAGCGGCACCAUGAAGACCAAGGAGCUCUCCAAACAGGUCAGGGACAAAGUUGUAGAGAAGCACAGAUCAGGGUUGGGUUAUAAAAAAAUAUCAGAAACUUUGAACAUCCCACGGAGCACCAUUAAAUCCAUUAUUAAAAAAUGGAAAGAAUAUGGCACCACAACAAACCUGCCAAGAGAGGGCCCCCCACCAAAACUCACGGCCCAGGCAAGGAGGGCAUUAACCAUAGAAGCAACAAAGAGACCAAAGAUAACCCUGAACCCUGGGGCGGCAGGUAGCUUAGUGGUUAAGAGCUUUGUGCCAGUAACCGAAUGGUCGCUGGUUCUAAUCCCCGAGCCGACUAGGUGAAAAAAAUCUGUCUGUGCCCUUGAGCAAGGCACUUAACCCUAAUUGCUCCUGUAAGUCGCUCUGGAUAAGAGCGUCUGCUAAAUGACUAAAAUGUAAAUGUAAGGAGCUGCAAAGCUCCACAGCGGAGAUUGGAGUAUCUGUCCAUAGGACCACUAAGCCGUACACUCCACAGAGCUGGGCUUUACGGAAGAGUGGCCAGAAAAAAGCCAUUGCUUAAUGAAAAAAAUAAGCAAACGCGUUUGGUGUUCGCCAAAAGGCAUGUGGGAGACUCCCCAAACAUAUGGAAGAAGGUACUCUGGUCAGAUGAGACUAAAAUUGAGCUUUCUGGCCAUCAAGGAAAACGCUAUGUCUGGCGCAAACCCAACACCUCUCAUCACCCCGAGAACACCAUCCCCACAGUGAAGCAUGGUGGUGGCAGCAUCAUGCUGUGAGGAUGUUUUUCAUCAGCAGGGAAUGGGAAAUUGGUCAGAAUUGAAGGAAUGAUGGAUGGCGCUAAAUACAGGGAAAUUCUUGAGGGAAACCUGUUUCAGUCUAACAGAGAUUUGUGACUAGGACGGAGGUUCACCCUCCAGCAGGACAAUGACCCUAAGCAUACUGCUAAAGCAACACUCCCGUGGUUUAAGGGGAAACAUUUAAAUGUCUUGUAAUGGCCUAGUCAAAGCCCAGACCUCAAUCCAAUUGAGAAUCUGUGGUAUGACUUAAAGAUUGCUGUACACCAGCAGAACCCAUCCAACUUGAAGGAGCUGGAGCAGUUUUGCCUUGAAGAAUGGGCAGCAAUCCCAGUGGCUAGAUGUGCCAAGCUUAUAGAGAAAUACCCCAAGAGACUUGCAGCUGUAAUGCUGCAAAAGGUGGCUCUACAAAGUAUUGACUUUGGGUGGGUGAGUAGUUAUGCACGCUCAAGUUUUAUUUUUUUAGUCUUAUUUUUUGUUUGUUUCACAAUUAAUAAAUAUUUUGAAUUUUCAAAGUGGUAGGCAUGUUGUGUAAAUCAAAUGAUACAAACCCCCCCCCCCCAAAAAAAAUCAAUUUUAAUUCCAGGUUGUAAGGCAACAAAAUAGGAAUACUGCCAAGGGGGGUGAAUACUUUCGCAAGCCACUGUAUAUCAACGAUGUUUGGACAGGUCGAUGGGGCGAUGUGUGAUUCCAGACAUCGCCCAACCCUAGUGACUAUUCCAUAAGCAUAGUUUAGCCCAGCCAGGCUGCAGGUUUGCAGGCUCCGGUGGCGGUAGGUGGGUUGCCACUGCCCUUGGACCGGUGAAACAUUCAGAGAAGCCCAGCCAUCUGGGCCCCGUGUUGCUCUGUCACAGGGCAUGACAGUCACAGCACAUAGCACCCUACCAGACAGACUACCCACACAGCCCAUAGGACGAACGGUACAAACACUCACUCACUUCUCCAAUAACACUAUAACCCUGGGCAGUAAAAAUGACAAUCUGGACUGGAUUGGAGCCAUAACUGUGCAUGUACCCUCUGUUGUCCUGUUGUUCUGACUGUGCUUUAUGUCAAGUUUAAAUCAUGGUGGUUCUGUGGCUAUUGUUGAAGCAAUUUAUCACCCUUGCCCUGUCAUUUUGUAAUUAGUAGAACACUUUACCAGAGCCAUAUAUUUAGAUAUAUGGCUCUUCUAUUUACUGGUGGUUGUCUUUUUCCUCUUACUAACAUAGGGGUACUCCAAGGACAAACCCAUAGCCUGAAUAUGAUCUAUCAGACUCGGUGUCCAAGCAGCAAAUCUGUUUUUUAUUGUCUAAUUAGAGUGUGCUAGCUAGCCCAGUCUUAAGUCUGGGAAGUGAUUGUCAGGGAUGACUACCCUUAAUAAUAUGAAGUUUGGCUUCAGGAUGAUGAAUGAAAGUUAUCAGAUGUGCAGAGCUCGGUCAGUUAUCAUGUCAGCUAGAGCCAGAGGAAAUUAGUGUCAGAGCUGAGGCUUGUAAAGGCCAAUGGCAGCAAAAACUGUUCUGUUUAGCCUCAGAAAACUGUAGUGUAAUGCUCAGGGGAAAAUUUUCGCUCCGGGUUACGGUGUCCAUCUACAGUAAGCAGACCACUUACUUUUCAUCCCUAAAUGUCAUGAGUGAGAUCUGUACUUCAAACACAUUUUUAGCCAAAGCCUUCAGUAGAAUCAGCUUUCCCUUUCAUUUUUGGAGAGAAUAUGCUAAUCUUGCCUGAGUUGGGAAGGAUGCACACUGAAAGUUGAGAGUGUAAUUAUAUAUCAUCAUUGUCAGUUUGAGAUGUUAUUUAGAUACUUUUUUUUUUAGAUUUCAGAGCAGCCCACUUCCCCAUUUAUCAAUGACUCCUUUCUGAUGCAAAGCACCUUCUCCUCAUCAUAACAUCCUGUACAUGUCGCCAUUGCAGCCUGAAGGCCCAUGUAUACACAGCAAAUUGGCCAGUGUUACCUAGUGUUGAUUUUUCAGUGUAACAUGUCUAGUGUUGAUUCAGGUGUUAAAUUAACACUCAUUGGUGUAAAAUAACCCCAGUGUUGGUGUUAAUAAUGCCUAUCAUUUAUCAUAUUUCCCAGCAUGCUCUGUUGCAGGUAGAUUUUUUUAGAAUGGUUUGUUUCAUGCUAUGUGUUUGCACGUACAUUGAUUAAUUAAUCUUAUGCAACUCAAAUAUAAAUAACAUAAAUGGUUCUACUAAUCCAAUCUGUUACUUCGACUUAAUGCACCCGUUACUGAAAUGGUUGUUCCAGUUUAGAUGGUUUAGGUAGUCUCAUAUCUUAGUCUUCCCAACCCGGCAGUCAUUCUGAAUGCAUGUUGCGGGUGAAUAAAAAUUCAAAAUGUUGGAUAUCCCCACUCUUUAUGCCAGCAUAAAGUGACUUGCAAGCCCGAUGUGGCCUGUAAACCAUGAGUUUCAGGCCACUGUAUUAGGGUAAAGCUCUCAAAAUAAGGCCUUAUGAAAUACGUGUUGUAUUGUGUUUUAUUUAUAGAUAGAUACACACACACACACUACCAGUCAAUUGUUUGGACACACCUACUCAUUCAAGGGUUUUUCUUUAUUUUUACUAUUUUUUACAUUGUAGAAUAGAAGUGAAGACAUCAAAACUAAGAAAUAACACAUAUGGAAUCAUGUAGUAACCAAAAAAGUGUUAAACAAAUCAAAAAUACAUUUUAUAUUUGAGAUUCUUCUAAUACUGGCUCUCAUAAGGACCGCCGCAGGAAUGGAAGCCCCAGAGUUACCUCUGCUGCAGAGGUUAAGUUCAUUAGAGUUACCAGCCUCAGAAAUUGCAGGCCAAAUAAAUGCUUCACAGAGUUCAAGUAACAUACACAUCUCAACAUCAACUGUUCAGAGGGGACUGUGUGAAUCAGGCCUUCAUGGUCGAAUUGCUGCAAAGAAACCACUACUGAAGGACACCAAUAAUAAGAGGAGAGACCUGCUUGGGCCAAGAAACAUGAGCUAUGGACAUUAGGCCGGUGGAAAUGUGUCCUUUGGUCUGGAGUCCAAAUUUGAGAUUUUUGAGUGAGCAUAAAUUGAAAUAAUUUGCUUUCUUUAUUUUACUGGAUUUAAACAUGAACUCACUCAUAACAACAGCUUUCGUUGACACAUGACACUCUCUAGUCAUGGUUUUAGAUGUUUUGAAAUCACAGUAGUAUCAACUGACUUUGCUGUGUGCUCGAGGAAGCUGCAGAGUGCAAACACGGUGAUCUGAGCAAUCCGAUUGGGUAGUGGUUGGCCUAUAGGUGUACUUGAUUUGCUCGCCGGGCACGCCGAGUAGGCGGAGUUUACCUUCAGACACAUGAAAUGGUUCAAAAUGGGAAAACUUUGCAGGGCAGCUGAAACAAGUGCACCUACUGCCAACAGUGCAGGACAGAAAAAAGGAAUGGGUUUUAUAGAUAUGUUUUGAGAUCGAUUAGGAAUGCCUUGGAGAUCGACCAGUCCAUCGCGAUUGACCGUUUGGUGACUGAUUUAUACUAAACUUAGUCUGGGCUUGAUAGCCAGCUUGCUAUGCUAACUGCAGGCUAACUAGGAGGAACAUUGUAUCGUGAGAGACGAAAUGCACCCUGGGAAUCGUAGUAUGCUCUAGACGAGGAAUCGUGCAGUAUGACUAACAAAAACAAUAAAACAUCAAUGUGUAUCAAAUCUUACAGUAGUGCAUUUAUACUAAAAGCGUAAUAACUGGUUAUAAAGUGGCGGAAUUGUCCUUUUAAAGGAAAAAGGUAAAAGAGAAACUGACGAGUAGACUUUUCAUGAGGAUCUCAAACUCUUAUAGCCUAGUAAUGGGUGGUGUGCAGUGCACCUGAGGAAAAACGCCAUCCUUUGCCAAUUUAUCCUUUACCAAAUACAGAGUGUAGAGAAGGAGAAAGAGUGUGUGUUCAUUCAUGUCUCUGUGAGUCUCAUAAAACUCAUGUUAUUCUAGCAUUACUGAUGUCCCCCCAGCUGACAUGCAGCCGAGGUGAAGCCCCGUAUAUCGUAUCCAGCAAGCCUACGAGUCUGAGGGAAACAUGACUUAUGGCUCUCAGCACUUCAUGAUACUGAUGCUCAUUAAAACCCUGGCAUUUCUGACUGAGCUAUGUCUCUCAUUACACAUCUGGCUAGUGCGUUUACAAGACUGUGUGUGUGUGUGUAACAAACUGCCGCCUCGCUCUCUCUCUCUCUUUGUGCGCUCUCUCUUAUUCUCCACGAUUGGUGCUUCCCCUCCUGCGCCAGUGACAGGUUUCAAGAAAGAUCAGAUUAAGAGCAGCAGCAGAGAUUUUGCUGGACUGUUAAAUAGCCAGGAUCAAAGUCAUACUUGGCCCCUCAAAGCAGUACAGAUCUCUAACCGAGAGGGAAAAUGAAGCUGUUUGAUCAAAGUCAUGUUAUGAUGAGACAAAGCCAGGAGCCACCAGUGCGUCGGUAAAUCGCCUCCCCCUUCCGCCGCCUUCGACAGACUCUCACACUCUCUGCUGAUGAGCAUUAGAGCAAACAAAUGUGUAUCAUGGUAGACAAUGUGUUUUUCUCUAUGAAUGCUUGCAUUCUGUUCAGGAGACUCUACAUACUUCUGUGUUGUGAGAUGGUACAUAGUAUACAAAUAGUAUAAUUUUUUGUAGUCUCUUGGUGCCUUGACAAUAUUACUUUUUAUAAAAAAUUUAAUAGCUUAUGUUAUUCUUGUCUAUAACUGUGCUGUACUCUGUCAUGUGUUUUAUGUGGGCCUCAGGAAGAAUAGCUGCUGCAUGUGCAACAGCUAAUGGGGAUCCUAAACUAGGAGGCCACCAGUGAAGAGGUUUUGGUAAUGCUCUGCAGACCAGCCCUCUUUGUCCUGUAGCUUAGCACAUAGCAGCAGCCAGCUGCUCUGUGCCAUCAGCAUUGACCUACACACAGAGGCACUGGAGAUGAAGAAAUAAAGUAAGCCUUAUCUGAGCCAGAACGCCCCACAGGGCAGAAGUCUAUCUCCUGUGUCUGUAGCAUGAGGCAUCUUGAUGUACAAGUACACCCUCUGGACAAAAAAUCUAUCACAAAAAAAAACAGACCUGGUAAAUAGAGCAGAGAGGAGCCUGGGCAAGGACAGGCUGGGGAGAGAGUAGGGGUGGGCGAUAUGAGCUAAAAUUCAUAUCACGAUAUUUUCCACUGUCCAGACGAUAUCGAUAUGAUAUCACGAUAUAUGACGUAAAAAAAUAUGAAUCACAUUUUAAUAUCCCUUCUUGGUUAAAUUAUAUUAGUUAAGGAAAAAUAUGUAUUUGAACCUUAUAUAACCAGAAAGAGUGAGGCAUUGGACCGUAUGGACCUGAAAAGUUUUUAUUUGUAUUGUGCAAACAUGCAUUCCGUAAACAUGAGGUAGGUAGGCCUAUAUAUAUAUAUAUAUAUAUAUAUAUAUAAAUUAGAUAUUAAGUAAAAUUAAAUAAAAAAUAACAGGAGAUAAAGAAAAUAAGGUAAUUACAAAUUCAAAUACGUGUGUUUGUUUUGGCUACGGUCCGUAGAUAUGUAAAAAACUAACCGUUUGAAACUAAACCUUUCAAGCCUCAACCAUCAAUUAUCAACAAUAUCAACAAAUCUUCACUAGAACUUUCUUCACAAGUUCCGUGCCAGGAAUACCAGCAUGUUGACUGUUUCUGGCUUUAGUGCUGCCCUGUGACAUGUCACCACAUUGCCCCCAGUGCUGAAUGCCCUCUCAGAGGGGGCACUUGUGGCAGGGAUGCAUAAGUAUUUCUUUGCCAGACAACUCACACGUGGAAAAUUAGAUCCGUGAAAUCGCCACCACUCCAAAGGAUCAGACUCGCUGUCUGCUGCCGUUGCCAGAAUGUAGCUAUUCAGCUCUUGCUCAAUGAUCUGCCUCUCUGAACAUGAGGCAGGUGCACUGCUGGUCUGCUUAAAGAAGCUCCCAAGGCUCUUCUUGGGCUUCUUGCCUGAUUGAUGAGCAGUGGAAGCUUCUUUCUCCCUGUCAGUGUGAUCCUCUGCAAGAGACGAUUUUCCCAGGGCUGUGUUCUCCACCAGGAGGGCUUCGGUCUCUGAGGCAGCUCUCACCUUAAAAAAUGAAAAUAAUUAAACUUUAUUUGUAUAGCACCUUUCAUACAUAAAAUGCAGCCCAAAGUGCUUUACAUUUGAAGCAAUAAAACAAGAACAAAUGAAUAAAUACCUUAAUGUCCUCCAGUUUCUCAGCGGACAUGUACCUGGUCUUGAACCUUGGAUCUAGAAAGGUAGCCAUGGAGAGCAGCUCAUCUGUUGCAGGGUCAGUGUACUUGUUAUUCAAGUAAUCAAGAACCUUGAUCUUGAUCUCUUUGGUCAGUUCUGUAUCGUCCUUGCUCAGAUUUAGAACCUCUGCAUUUAACAGAUUGAUGACAGGCUUCAAAUAGGACACGCUCACAUACGCUUCUCCUGACAGGGCAUCUGUAAAGUCCUGGAGUGGCUUCAGUGCUGCUGUGACUGAUUCCAAGACCUGGAUGUCUUGCCAGGUAGGUACAAGGUGCCGUGUCUUUUUGUCCCCUGCCAGGACCUGUGUAAUGGCCUUUUCCUGCUCCAGGACUCUUUCCAUCAUUUUCAGACGAGAUCCCCACCUUGUCGGAGAUUCUGUGAUGAGCUUGUGCAGGGGCAGGCUUAGUUCAUUCUGUGCUGUCAUCAGGGCCUUCUGCUUUUUCCAGCUGUAUGAGAACGUGCUAACCACCUUUUUGCAAACCCCUGUGGCCCGGGAAAUCGCACACCCCUGUGGCCCGGGAGCGUUUUGGACACUCCUCUCUGGAAAUUGGGAAUAAGAAAUCAAAAUAAUAGGGUGAAAAAUAAUCGAAUCACAAUACAAUAAUAAUUAAUAAUAAUGCAUUUUUAUAUAGAAAUCACAAUACAAUAUAACUUUUAAUCUUUGUUUGAGGAUUUACGGCAUUUACAUUCAACUGUUACACAUUUUACAAAUCUGAUGUGCUUAGAUUUAGCCUACGGUACAUGGCUGAUGUGAGCUGUAUUUUUUCUUAAUAAUAAGCAUCAUACAGGGUAGGCCUAGGCUACAGUCCUGAAACUUACCAAUAGCAUUGUGCAGCCUGUGUCCGAAACAUCCAAGGUUUGCCCACUUGUUCAGCUGCAAUGCCUUGAUCAUGUUCGAUCCGCUGUCGGUCGUCAUACAAACUUGACGCGACUCUUUUAAUCCCCAGGACGACAGUAUGUCCCUCAGCCCACCUGCAAUUAUUUCCCCGGUGUGGUCGUCUGGGAAAUAAGACGUCUGUAGGCACUUACUUUUCAGUUUCCAGUCACCGUCUAUGUAAUGGAUUGUGAGGCUUAUAUAAGGUUCUGUGGUACGACUUGACCAUAGAUCGGCAGUAGUGGAGAAGAAUGGAAUGUUAUUUAUCUCACUGUAAACUCUGUCCCAGCAUUCUGUGUAAAGCUGUGGCAGGCAUUUUUGGCUAAAAUAUUUGCGGCUCGGGAUCUCAUAUAUUGGGUCCAGAGUUUGAAUCAACUUUCUGAACCCCUCUUUCUCCACAGUUUGAAUCGGUACCAUGUCCUUCGCUAUGUGAUUUGUAAUCGCAGCUGUGAUGUCUAUCCAUUUUUUGCUCGUCUUCUCAUAGCAAGUACCGGCAGCAAAUGAUGAUAUAAUUGAUUGUUGAGUGCGAGUCUGGCUUGUCUUCGGGCGAGCUCCUGGGCUUACUGUCUCACGCAUUCUGGUGCAUUGUUCAUACUCACGGACAUGUAUGUUUUUUAAGUGAUUGAACAGGUUGGUCGUGUUUCCACCUUUUGCUAAGACAACACGACGACACAACUUGCAUAGGGUAGUGUUUUGGUCGGGGUCGGAGAUUUUAAAGCCAAACCAGUUCCAAACAACAGAGGUGCCCCCUUUCUUCUUAACCAAUUUAUCCUCCUGCUCUUGAGCAACAUCAAUUUCUGUGUUUUCGCUCAUCCUGGAUUGUAAAGUUUUCCCCCAAUAGUUAACCUGCCUCCUAACUGCAGCUGCCUGCACACUUCUUUGUUGCUAGCACUACAUGCGUGCAACAAGUGCAUGCGACGUGCGCUCAUAAAAAUAGGUCAACAUAUUAACAUACAUUAUUUUAUUCGUAAGAACCAAGAAAGGUUGGAUAAAAAAAAUAAAAAAAAGAUGUAGCUACUUAGUACUAUCACUCAGUUGAAAUUUGGAACAAAAAAAUAUUGAUGCAAAAUUCGAAUUUAUGAAUUCUGAAUAAAUCGCGGUAUCCAUGAUAUUGCUAAAUCCAUAUCAUGGCGCGGCACAAUACCGGUUUUUACUAUCAAACCGGUAUAUCGCCCACUCCUAGGAGAGAGGUAACUGGGGAGAAGGUGGACUGGACUAAGGCAGGCGUGCAGGCAGAGGGGGCUGUAGCCUGUGGGGUUUCUGUCUGUCAAACCCAAUUUCUUGGGGAAAUUGGUGGAAUAUUGCAGUUCAACCCAGGUGAUGUAAUACAUCCCUCUGAAGGUUGAUGUCACUUUUGGUCUCUUCAUCAUGAAUGUAGUGGGCAGUGAAUGUGCCAGUGAGUCAGCAUCCGUAUACUCACUCCAUCACAACGGUUCUGACUGAGGCAAGACCUCAAGAUACAGUUUUCUGAAGAACUACAAAAUGCUUUUCUUCCUCAGAGAAUAGCCUAGAUUUUAAUGGUGUUGCUUUUGAGACAAGCUUGAAGAAUUUGGUGUUUGUUUUAUCUUGUAACAAAAGGUAUAUGUCCACACACUAAAAGCGGUCAAAAUGUGGUCAGAUAGAACUCAGAGAAUUCCCUCGCGGAUGAGAUGGGAUCGAUUAGCUGUCCGAGAAAUCAGUUUAUUGUAGCUUUCUCUGAGGCAGAAGACAAAUCAAUUCUGGGGAGUUGUUUUCCUUAUCUUGAGCCAAGGUGAUGACGGCUGUGUGGGCUAGGAUUGUCUGACUCUGUAGUGCUGGCUACAAUAGGCCUCAGUCAGAUGGCUAUCAGGAAGGUUUUUAUUCACUAAGCACAUCUGCUCGGCUCUGCUCUUCACAGUUUACACACAGACCUCAUGACAUAGAAUGGGAUUGCAAAGACCGGACCAACUGUCCUGGGAAGAAGCCAUUUUUCGUCAGCAGCUGUUUUGUUUCCACUGAAAGAGAUUUAUUGAUUUAUGGUCCAGAUUUUUUUUUUAAGAAUUUUCACGCCUCAUAACUUGUCCUGCACUGAUCAUUGAUCUGCUUUAUAGUGCGUAUGAGCUACUUGCAUAGCAUAGCAUUAUUUGCAAAUAAGUACAGUACAAUGUUCAUCAUAGAAAUGGAUUGAAAUGUGGGUUCAAAAGUUACCUUUUAAAAUGAUUUGAAAUGGGUACUCGUCAUCUCUUGGCUGCUGAAACAAGGUAAGUCCCAAGGGGUCUCAUAGUCAAAUAUCUCAGACUCCAAACGCUAUUACAUUUUCAGAGUUUGGAAGAGUAACCCUCCAAAUAUGUGGCCUGCGGGCAGGUUUUGUUUGACAUUUGGUUUGUACAGCGAAUCUGUCACAGACGCAAACGUUGGUGUUUUGAGGAUCUGGCUACUAAGUAAAGUGAACCGUGUUCGUGAUGAGCAAAUGUCUAUUUGCUUUUGUGUUGUUGGCUCUGUACUGAAAUGAGCAAACACUGCAUGGGUAUAUUGUCCACCCGCCAAUACAAAUAGACACUGUCAGGUCCAUAAUUGUUGGCACCCUUGAUAAAGAUCGUAUGAAGUAAAAAAUACAAAUACUGAGCUAUGUUGUAUGCUCAAAAAAAAUUGGGAAAUUAUACUGAACAAAAAUAUAAAUGCAACAUGCAACUAUUUCAAAUAUUUUACUGAGUUACAGUUCAUAUAAGGAAAUCAGUCAAAUUAAAUGAAUUCAUUAGGCCCUAAUCUAUGGAUUUCACAUGACUGAGCAGGGGUGCAGCCAUGGGAGGGCACAGGCCCACCCACUUGGUAGCCAGGCCCACCCACUGGGGAGCCAGGCCCAGCCAAUCAGAAUGAGUUUUUCCCCACAAAAAUCAACAUUUUGCAAUGGCCAUCUCAGUCUCCGGACUUGAACCCAAUUGAAAACCUGUGGUUUGAAUUGAAGAGGGCAGUCCAUAAGAACAGACAAAGGAUAUCAAGGAUCUGGAAAGAUUCUGUAAGGAGGAAUGUUCUAAGAUCCCUCCCAAUGUGUUCUCCAAUCUCAUCAAACAUGAUGGGGGAGGGUGCUAGAGUAUUGAAAACAGGGUUGCCAAUAAUCAAUUUUUUUAUAUUACUUGUUAAACAAAAUCUCUUCUGAGCAAUUUUAUUAGUAUAAAAUAAUACAAUUCCCCAUUUGAGCAUACAAUAUAACUCAGAAUGUGCAUUUAUUUUAAACAGUCUUGUUUGCUCAUCUUUAUCAAGGGUGCCAAUAAUUAUGGACUACGUUUUGAUACAGAGUUAUGCAAUAUUAGAAUCUUAGCAUCACUAACAUUAUCUGUGGUCUACCCACAGUGCAUAUUAAUUCCAUUCAGGCCACAUUGGAGGCUGUUUUGCCGUCGCCCAUAUUAACCACCAAAUAAUUAAUUUUUCUGUCCUUCUCUAUCAAUUGAAGGCCUUUGUAAUGUAUUAGUUUAUUUGGAUCCCCAUUUAGCUUUUGCAGAAGCAUCAGCUACUCUUCCUACGGUCCACAAAAAACAUGACGUAACAAAACACUGAUACACUGAUAGACAAGGACAGUCACACAUUUAAAAUACGAGAUACAAACAAUACAACUAAAAAAUAAUACAAACAGUACUACAAGAGUGUGUGUUUGUGUGUCCCCCCACAGUCCCCGCUGUUCCUUGAGAGAGGUUGUUUAAUCAAUUUUUUAAAGGUAAUUUUGCUGUUUGCUUAAGUAAUUGUAGAUGGAAAGAAGUUCCUUGCAAUCGAAUUAAGUCUAAUUUUAUUUGUUGCAUGCGCCGAAUAAAACCGGUGUAGACUUUACCGUGAAAUGCUUCCUUACGAGCCCUUUCCCAACAAUGCAAAAAUAAAAAGUAAAACUAAUUAGCUAAACAUUUAAAAAGGAAAUAGUAGCACAAUAAAAUAACAAUAACGAGGCUAUAUACAAGGAGUACCGGUACCGAGUCAAUGUGCAGGGGGUAAUUGAGGUAAAAUGUACAAUUAGAUAGGGGUAAAAGUGACUAGGCAAUUCAGGAUAGAUAAUGAACAGAGUAGCAGCAGAGGAUGUGAAAGUGUGUGUGUGUGUGUGUUGGAGUGUCAGUGUAGUAUGUGUGGGUAGAGUCCAGUGAGUGUGCAUAGAGCCAGUGCAAGAGAGCCAGUGCAAAAAAAAAGGUGGGGUCAAUGGAAAUAGUCCGGGUAGCCAUUUGAUUAACUGUUCAGCAGUUUUAUGGCUUGGGGGUAGAAGCUGUUCAGGAGCGUUUUAGUCCCAGACUUGGCGCUAUUGUAGAGCAGAGGUAGAACAGGACAGAGGAAGAGAUCUAACUAGAAGUGAAACCCACCCCACUUAAAUGGCACCCUAUUCCCUAUAUAGUGCACUACUUUUGACCAUAUUUAUGGGCCCUGGUCAAAGGUAGUGCACUAUAUAGGGAAUAGGGUGCCAUUUUGGAUACAGACACAGUGUCUACCAAAGUCCUGGAGGAUCGCAGGCUAUGCAUUUAGAUGAGUGUUAAUACUGAGCCUGCCCGCUGACUGGCUGUCUGGACACAGUAUUGUUGAGUUAGUGAGCACUGAGCAGGGGAGCAGCUCUGCUCUGGAAAAGGGAGACUAUUUUAUUUUCCCUUAUCUUUCCUCCUUCCCUUGUCUGAAUCAAACAGUGGGCUUUACUCUUUCGCCUCCGCUCUGUCGACGAAUCAAUCUCUGUCUAUCAUUAUAUUACUACCCCUUUAGACCUCUUAGCACAGCUUUAUCAUGCUGUCUACACUUUUGUUCUCCCAAUCUCUUUCUCUCUCUGAGAUUGUGAUAGCUGGCUCUCCAAUCAGAGAGUGGGACUGUAUGUAGUCUCCUAGCUGUAACGAGCCACAGGUCUAAUCACUUAUUAUUGAUAUCACUUAUUAUUGAUACACUACAUGACCAAAAGUAUGUGGACACCUGCUCGUCGAAAAACUCAUUCCAAAGUCAUGGGCAUUAAUAUGCAGUUGGUCCCCCAUUUGCUGCUAUAACCUGCCUCCACUCUUCUGGAAAGGCUUUCCAUUAGAUGUUGGAACAUUGCUGUGGGGACUUGCUUCCACUCAGCCACGAGCAUUAGGCCUGGCUCGCAGUCGGCGUUCCAAUUCAUCCCAAAGAUUUCCCUUCACUGGAACUAAGGAGCUUAGCCCGAACCAUGAAAAACAGACCCAGACCAUUAUUCCUCCUCCAUCAAACGUUAUAGUUUACACUAUGCAUUGGGGCAGGUAGCGUUCUCCUGGCAUCCGCCAAACAGUGUGAUUCAUCACUCCAGAGAACGCGUUUCCACUGCUCCAGAGGCCAAUGGCAGCAAGCUUUACACCACUCCAGCCGACGCUUGGCGAUGCGCAUGGUGAUCUUAGGCUUGUGUGUGGCUGCUCGGCCAUGGAAACCCAUUUCAUGAAGCUCCCGACAAACAGUUAUUGUGCUGACGUUACUUCCAGAGGCAGUUUGGAACUCAGUAGUGAGUGUUGCAACCGAGGACACAAUUAAAAAAUACUUUGAAUUUUCAAAAUGGUAGGCAUGUUGUGUAAAUCAAAUGAUACAAACCCUCAACAAAUCCAUUUUAAUUCCAGGUUGUAAGGCAACAAAAUAGGAAAAAUGCCAAGGGGGGUUGAAUACUUUCGCAAGCCACUGUAUACUUACCUAAAAAAAAAAUGGAUCUUCUAUUACGGUAUUUGAAUGUUUGGUUUGCUAAAUGUGUAUACGCCGUAUGUAACGUCCAUUUUUAUAGUUUACUCCGCUACUUGAGUCAUCUCUCUCCAUGCCGCUUCCCACACAUACCUAGCCCCGCCCCGUGUCACUCAAGGAGCGCAUUUGUUGUUCCUCGACCACGAGACACUUUCGUUAAGUCUGCAUGGUCAAUACAGCACAUACAACCAUGUUGAUGACAACGAUGUUGUUUUCAGUUUGCUUCUUAAUAUAAAUCCACUAGCGUUCUAUCAUUACACUAUUAGUUUGUGUUUCUUACAUCUGCAAAUGGCUAGUUUGUCUUUUCUUAGCAAGUUGGGCCUAAAUCAUGUUAGCCGCUUAUGCUAAUCGCUGGUUAGCUGGCUAGCUAGCUAAUAAAUGUACUGAAUUAGAGCAAACGUAACUAGCUAUACAGCCUGAUAAUACCAGUGAUGGUGUAGACCUAAUUCAGCAUGUUGUUUGUGCAACCGUAACUUCUAAAUCAAAGAGGAAUAUGCGAAUCAUGAAUAUGUAAGCUACAUGAAGUAGCUAAGAGAAAACAUUCAAUGUAGCCAAAUAUUAUAGGGUCCCCUAGGAAACACUUAUAAACGCUUAGGUUCCUACUAGGGCUGCACGAUAUAUCGUUUCAGCAUCGACAUUGCGAUGUAUGCAUCCGCAAUAGUCACAUCGCAGAACAUGCGAUUUAGUAAGGUAAACAUAUAUCAGUCUACAAUAUAUAUAUAUAUAUGUUUUUUUUUUAAUGUUAAACUAGCAUUAUAUCUGUCUGAUAUAAUGUAAUUUACUCAGAUUUAUGGGUUAUUGGAUACACAGUUUAUUAUUAUUAUUAUUAUUUUAAACACGGAGUUCGUUGUUGCACGUGGUUGCGAGGAACAGGCAAAAAAGACAGAAAUUGAGAAUGUGGUUGCAAAAAGAAAUGCAUCGUCAAUGAUAUGGAAAUAUUUCGGCUACAGACAGGAUGAUGUUGACCAAAAACAGGUACUUUGUCGAGAGUGCCUUGCAAUUGUUGCCGCAACACGACCAAUUUGUUCGAUCAUUUAAGGCGGCACCACAAGUCUUCAUAUGACGAGUGCAAAGCAUCUCAAAGCCCUCCAAAGCAAAAAUAUAUUUUGGAUGCCUUUGCCAGUAUUACACCAUACGAGAAAGGUUCCAAACGGCAGAGAGAAAUCACAGAUUCAAUAACAUUUCAUGUCGCCAAAGACAUGGUACCAAUUAACACGGUUACCAAAGAGGGUUUUAAAAACAUGAUCCGGUCGCUUGACAAGCGGUAUGUAAUGUAUUCACGCAACUAUUUUUCUCAAGUUGCCAUCCCAGAGUUGUACGAGAAAUGCAAGGCACAAAUUGAAACAGAGCUGUCACAAGUGGAAUAUUAUACAGCAACAACGGACUUGUGGUCCAGCCGGACAACGGAGCCCUACAUAAGUCUGACCGUACACUUUAUUAAUGAGGACUUCCACCUAAAAAGUCGCUGAGGAUCAUACAUACAGUGGGGAAAAAAGUAUUUAGUCAGCCACCAAUUGUGCAAGUUCUCCCACUUAAAAAGAUGAGAGAGGCCUGUAAUUUUCAUCAUAGGUACACGUCAGCUAUGACAGACAAAAUGAGGGGGAAAAAAUCCAGAAAAUCACAUUGUAGGAUUUUUAAUGAAUUUAUUUGCAAAUUAUGGUGGAAAAUAAGUAUUUGGUCAAUAACAAAAGUUUGUCAAUACUUUGUUAUAUACCCUUUGUUGGCAAUGACACAGGUCAAACGUUUUCUGUAAGUCUUCACAAGGUUUUCACACACUGUUGCUGGUAUUUUGGCCCAUUCCUCCAUUCAGAUCUCCUCUAGAGCAGUGAUGUUUUGGGGCUGUCGCUGGGCAACACAGACUUUCAACUCCCUCCAAAGAUUUUCUAUGGGGUUGAGAUCUGGAGACUGGCUAGGCCACUCCAGGGCCUUGAAAUGCUUCUUACGAAGCCACUCCUUCGUUGCCCGGGCGGUGUGUUUGGGAUCAUUGUCAUGCUGAAAGACCCAGCCACGUUUCAUCUUCAAUGCCCUUGCUGAUGGAAGGAGGUUUUCACUCAAAAUCUCAAGAUACAUGGCCCCAUUCAUUCUUUCCUUUACACGGAUCAGUCGUCCUGGUCCCUUUGCAGAAAAACAGCCCCAAAGCAUGAUGUUUCCACCCCCAUGCUUCACAGUAGGUAUGGUGUUCUUUGGAUGCAACUCAGCAUUAUUUGUCCUCCAAACACGACGAGUUGAGUUUUUACCAAAAAGUUCUAUUUUGGUUUCAUCUGACCAUAUGACAUUCUCCCAGUGCUCUUCUGGAUCAUCCAAAUGCACUCUAGCAAACUUCAGACGGGCCUGGACAUGUACUGGUUUAAGCAGGGGGACAAGUCUGGCACUGCAGGAUUUGAGUCCCUGGCGGCGUAGUGUGUUACUGAUGGUAGGCUUUGUUACUUUGGUCCCAGCUCUCUGCAGGUCAUUCACUAGGUCCCCCCGUGUGGUUCUGGGAUUUUUGCUCACCGUUCUUGUGAUCAUUUUGACCCCACGGGGUGAGAUCUUGCGUGGAGCCCCAGAUCGAGGGAGAUUAUCAGUGGUCUUGUAUGUCUUCCAUUUCCUAAUAAUUGCUCCCACAGUUGAUUUCUUCAAACCAAGCUGCUUACCUAUUGCAGAUUCAGUCUUCCCAGCCUGGUGCAGGUCUACAAUUUUGUUUCUGGUGUCCUUUGACAGCUCUUUGGUCUUGGCCAUAGUGGAGUUUGGAGUGUGACUGAGGUUGUGGACAGGUGUAUUUUAUACUGAUAACAAGUUCAAACAGGUGCCAUUAAUACAGGUAACGAGUGGAGGACAGAGGAGCCUCUUAAAGAAGAAGUUACAGGUCUGUGAGAGCCAGAAAUCUUGCUUGUUUUGUAGGUGACCAAAUACUUAUUUUCCACCAUAAUUUGCAAAUAAAUUCAUAAAAAAUCCUACAAUGUGAUUUUCUGGAAAAUAAAUUCUCAAUUUGUCUGUCAUAGUUGACGUGUACCUAUGAUGAAAAUUACAAGCUUCUCUCAUCUUUUUAAGUGGGAGAACUUGCACAAUUGGUGGCUGACUAAAUACUUUUUUCCCCCACUGUACAUCCUGUAUUUUUUAUAUCGCAAUAUACAGUGAGGGGAAAAAAGUAUUUGAUGCCCUGCUGAUUUUGUACGUUUGCCCACUGACAAAGACAUGAUCAGUCUAUAAUUUUAAUGUUAGGUUUAUUUGAACAGUGAGAGACAGAAUACAUAAAAAAUCCAGAAAAACGCAUGUCAAAAAUGUUAUAAAUUGAUUUGCAUUUUAAUUAGGGAAAUACCCCUCUGCAAAACAUGACUUAGUACUUGGUGGCAAAACCCUUGUUGGCAAUCACAGAGGUCAGACGUUUCUUGUAGUUGGCCACAAGGUUUGCACACAUCUCAGGAGGGAUUUUGUCCUACUCCUCUUUGCAGAUCUUCUCCAAGUCAUUAAGGUUUCGAGGCUGACGUUUGGCAACUCAAACCUUCAGCUCCCUCCACAGAUUUUCUAUGGGAUUAAGGUCUGGAGACUGGCUAGGCCACUCCAGGACCUUAAUGUGCUUCUUCUUGAGCCACUCCUUUGUUGCCUUGGCUGUGUGUUUUGGGUCAUUGUCAUGCUGGAAUACCCAUCCACAACCCAUUUUCAAUGCCCUGGCUGAGGGAAGGUUCUCACCCAAGAUUUGACGGUACAUGGCCCCGUCCAUCGUCCCUUUGAUGCGGUGAAGUUGUCCUGUCCCCUUAGCAUAAAAACACCCCCAAAGCCUAAUGUUUCCACCUCCAUGUUUGACGGUGGGGAUGGUGUUCUUGGGGUCAUAGGCAGCAUUCCUCCUCCUCCAAACACGUUGAGUUGAUGCCAAAGAGCUUGAUUUUGGUCUAGUCUGACCACAACACUUUCACCCAGUUCUCCUCUGAAUCAUUCAGAUGUUCAUUGGCAAACUUCAGACGGCCCUGUAAAUGUGCUUUCUUGAGCAGGGGGACCUUGCGGGCGCUGCAGGAUUUCAGUCCUUCACGGCGUAGUGUGUUACCAAUUGUUUUCUUGGUGACUAUGGUCCCAGCUGCCUUGGGAUCAUUGACAAGAUACUCCCGUGUAGUUCUGGGCUGAUUCCUCACCGUUCUCAUGAUCAUUGCAACUCCACGAGGUGAGAUCUUGCAUGGAGCCCCAGGCCGAGGGAGAUUGACAGUUAUUUUGUGUUUCUUCCAUUUGCGAAUAAUCGCACCAACUGUUGUCACCUUCUCACCAAGCUGCUUGGCGAUGGUCUUGUAGCCCAUUCCAGCCUUGUGUAGGUCUACAAUCUUGUCCCUGACAUCCUUGGAGAGCUCUUUGGUCUUGGCCAUGGUGGAGAGUUUGGAAUCUGAUUGAUUGAUUGCUUCUGUGGACAGGUGUCUUUUAUACAGGUAACAAACUGAGAUUAGGAGCACUCCCUUUAAGAGUGUGCUCCUAAUCUCAGCUCGUUACCUAUAUAUAAGACACCUGGGAGCCAGAAAUCUUUCUGAUUGAGAGGGGGUCAAAUACUUAUUUCCCUCAUUAAAAUGCAAAACAAUUUAUAACAUUUUUGACAUGCGUUAUUCUGGAUUUUUUUGUUCUUAUUCUGUCUCUCACUGUUCAAAUAAACCUACCAUUAAAAUGAUAGACUGAUCAUUUCUUUGUCAGUGGGCAAACGUACAAAAUCAGCAGGGGAUCAAAUACUUUUUUCCCUCACUGUAUAUCGCAGAAAAACAAAAUAUCGCAAUGUAUUUCCAAUAUCGUGCAACCCUAGUUCCUACCAAUGUUCCCUCAAAUAUUUGGGGGCACUGAGCAAAUGUUUGGUCUUGUGAGUGGACAGUUGAACGUUGUGAGAAUUUUGUGCAACUUCCGGUGCGCGUUUACAGUGAACACUGAGGCUGUACCCUUACAGUUUUAGACAGUAGCCAAUAGGCUAUUGUGGCUAUUUGAGCAUAAUAUAGGCUUAUCAGAAUGGCCUACCAAGAAGUCCAAUGGAGCAAAUCCCAUAACAUUUUCACAUGUAAAUAGAUUUAUAUGAUAUUGCCUACAUUAGCCUAUAUGUGGUUUUCAAUGCAGGCCAACAUUGCAUGAGACUUUUAAAAACAUAUUUUUUACAUUAUACAGGGCUUGACAUUAACUCAUGAUUUUUUACUUGGUCUGUAACACCAUGGGCCAAAUAGGUGACUGUAAAUGUCAUUGUAUUGUGUUGUAUGAUGCAAGAAACCACUUUACAAAAUAUAAUUGAUUAUUAUGGUCAUACAGAGAAUUAGACAAUGUAGGCUACCCCUCUGCCUAUUGGCUUAUUUGCACAUUCAAGCCUGUCUAAAAAUGCAACACUGCCCCUUUAAUUAAGACAAUCUUUUUACCUGACUUGCUUUUCAAAGACAGCUUGAAAUGUAGCCUACACGUUUUGUGCUUGAGUAGGAAGAAGUAACUCCCUAUAGCUGACCUAUUCUUACCUACAGUGCCUUCGAAAAGUAUUCAGACCCCUUGACUUUUUCCACUUUUUGUUACGUUACAGCCUUAUUCUAACAUUAUUUAAAUAAAUAAAUCUUAUCAAUCUACACACUACCCCAUAAUGACAUAACAAAAACAGGAUUUUAGAAAUAUUUGCAAAUGAAUAAAAAAUAACAGAAACCUUAUUUACAUAAGUAUUCAGACCCUUUGCUACGAGACUCGAAAUUGAGGUCAGGUGCAUCCUGUUUCCAUUGAUCAUCCCUGAAAAGUUUCUACAACUUGAUUGGAGGCCACCUGUGGUAAAUACAAUUGAUUGGACAUGAUUUGGAAAGGCACACACCUGUCUAUAUAAGGUCCCACAGUUGACGGUGCAUGUCAGAGCCUUGAGGUCUAAGGAAUUGUCCGUAGAGCUCUGAGACAGGAUUGUGUUGAGGCACAGAUCUGGGGAAGGGUACAAAAAAAUGUCUGCAGCAUUAAAGGUCCCCAAGAACUCAGUGGCCUCCAUCUCUUCAAGACUCUUCCUAAAGCUGGCCGCCCGGCCAAACUGAGCAAUCGGGGGAGAAGGGCCUUGGUCAGGGAGAGGACCAAGAACCCGAUGGUCAUUCUGACAGAGCUCCAGAGUUCCUCUGUUGAGAUGGGACAACCUUCCAGAAGGACAACCAUCUCUGCAGUACUCCACCAAUCAGGUCUUUAUGGUAGAGUGCCCAGACGGAAGUCACGUCUCAGUAAAAGGCACAUGACAACCCGCUUGGAGUUUGCCAAAGGCACCUAAAGGACUCUGACCAUGAGACAUUUUUUUAUCUGGUCUGAUGAAACCAAGAUUGAACUCUUUGGCCUGAAUGCCAAGUGUCACGUCUGGAAGAAACCUGGCACCAUCCCUACGGUGAAGCAUGGUGAUGGCAGGAUCAUGCUGUGCGGAUGUUUUUCAGCAGCAGGGACUGGGAGACUAGUCAGGAUCGAGGGAAAGAUGAACGGAGCAAAGUACAGAGAGAUCCUUGAUGAAAACCUGCUCCAGAGCGCUCAGGAUCUCAGACUGGGGCGAAAGUUCACCUUCUAACAGGACAACGACCCUAAGCACACAGCCAAGACAACGCAGGAGUGGCUUCAGGACAAGUCUGAAUGUCCUUGAGUGGUCCAGCCAGAGCCCGGACUUGAACCUGAUCAAACAUCUCUGGAGAGACCUGAAAAUGGCUGCGCAGCGACGCUCCCCAUCCAACCUGACAGAGCUUUAGAGGAUCUGCAGAGAAGAAUGGGAGAAACUCCCCAAAUACAGGUGUGCCAAGCUUGUAGCGUCAUACCCAAGAAGACUCAAGGCUGUAAUCGCUACCAAAGGUGCUUCAAUAAAUUACUGAGUAAAGGGUCUGAAUACUUAUGUAAAUUUGCUAAAAUGUCUAAAAACCUGUUUUGCUUUGUUAUUAUGGGGUAUUGUGUGUAGAUUGAUGAGAGAAAAAAAUAACAAUUUAAUCCAUUUUAGAAUAAGGCUGUAAUGUAACUGUGGAAAAAGUGAAGUUGUAUGAAUACUUUCCGAAUGCACUGUAUAUGUUGGUUUCUGAUGGGGAAAGACCGUUGCUCAUAACUCAUUUCUAAGUUACAUUCAUCAAGAAUCAAUGGCUAUACACUACCGGUCAAAAGUUUUCGAACACCUAUUCAUUCAAGGUUUUUUUUUUUUUUUUUUUUUUUUUUUUUUACCAUUUUCUACAUUGUAGAAUAAAGGUGAAGACAUCAAAACUAUGAAAUAACAGAUAUGGAAUGAUGUAGUAUCCAAAAAAGUGUUAAACAAAUCAAAAUAUAUUUUAGAUUUUAGAUUCUUCAAAUAGCCACCCUUUGCCUUGAUGACAGCUUUGCACACUCUUGGCAUUCUCUCAACCAGCUUCAUGAGGUAGUCACCUGGAAUGCAUUUCAAUUAACAGGUGUGCCUUCUUAAAAGUUAAUUUGUUGACUAUCUUUCCUUCUUAAUGCAGUUACGGGGGGUAUACAGAAGGUAGCCCUAUUUGGUAAAAGACAAAGUCCAUAUCAUGGCAAGAACUGUAGUUGUCACUUUUGCCUUAUGGCAAGGUGCUCCAUCGUGCUGGAAAAGGUAUUGUUCAUCAUCAAACUGUUCUUGGAUGGUUGGGAGAAGUUGCUCUCGGAGGAUGUGUUGGUACAAUUCUUUAUUUAUGGCUGUGUUCUUAGGCAAAAUUGUGAGUGAGCCCACUCCCUUGGCUGAGAAGCAACCCCACACAUGAAUGGUCUCAGGAUGCUUUACUGUUGUCAUGACACAUGACUGAUGGUAGCGCUCACCUUGUCUUCUCCGGACAAGCUUUUUUCCGGAUGCCCCAAACAAUCGGAAAGGGGAUUCAUCAGAGAAAAUGACUUUACCCCAGUCCUCAUCAAUCCAAUCCCUGUACCUUUUGCAGAAUAUCAGUCUGUCCCAGAUGUUUUUCCUGGAGAGAAGUGGCUUCAUUGCUGCCCUUCUUGACACCAGGCCAUCCUCCAAAACUCUUCGCCUCACUGUGCGUGCAGAUGCACUCACACCUGCCUGCUGCCAUUCCUGAGCAAGCUCUGCACUGGUGGUGCCCCGAUCCCGCAGCUGAAUCAACUUUAGGAGAUGGUCCUGGCGCUUGCUGGACUUUCUUGGGCGCCCUGAAGCCUUUUUCACAACAAUUGAACCUCUCUCCUUGAAGUUCUUGAUGAUCCGAUAAAUGGUUGAUUUAGGUGCAAUCUUACUAGCAGCAAUAUCCUUACCUGUGAAGCCCUUUUUGUGCAAAGCAAUGAUGACGGCACGUGUUUCCUUGCAGGUAACCAUGGUUAACAGAGGAAGAACAAUGAUUUCAAGCACCACCCUCCUUUUAAAUCUUCCAGUCUGUUAUUCUAACUCAAUCAGCAUGACAGAGUGAUCUCCAGCCUUGUCCUCGUCAACACUCUCACCUGUGUUAACGAGAGAAUCACUGACAUGAUGUCAGCUGGUCCUUUUGUGGCAGAGCUGAAAUGCAGUGGAAUUUGUUGGGGGGGGAUUAAGUUCAUUUUCAUGGAGUAUAUGCAAAUUGCCAUCAUAAAAACUGAGGCAGCAGACUUUGUGAAAAUUAAUAUUUGUGGCAUUCUCAAAACUUUUGACCACGACUGUAUAUCUGUUAUGAUGCCCAAAAAGCAGAGUGUUGUUUUAGUGACUCAAAGAUUAGAGUACUUUAGUCUCCAAAGAGAAACGACUAAGGCUCCUUAUUCAUUCUGAAUAUCUCUUCAAUAUCUCUUCAAGCUGUAAGGUGCCCAAAAGGUAGAGUUGUUUUAGUGACUCAGUGUGUCUGGGCUGUUUUCCUUCCUCAGGAGGACACUGUUAUCUGCAGACCGUGGGUGUUCUGGGGUUUGUGAGCUACUCAAAAGGUUUACUACUAGGCUACUUUAGUUUGCCCUCUCAGCAUAUUUUGUCUUUGCAAUGUUGACACAAUACUUAUUUAAAGUUAGCCAGCAGAAGGCAUUAUCUGCUGCUGUUUAUUGUGCUUGCUAUUCUCCACGGUAGCAUUGGUCAGCUCAUUGAAUAGCUUCCUCUUUUAUAAUAGCAGGAUAUUUACCAUGGGGUCUAAGUGGAAAGUUACUUCUUCCUGAGGGGAGAGGAACACAGAAACCUGAUAGAGGUCUUGCAGUUCAUUUCAAGACUUCCUCUACAUUUUAAUUUCCCAACCUGCGCAUUAUUAAUGGACAAAUGUAUGAUCUUGUUUUCUAUGAUACAACCUAUUGGGGGAAUAGAUUGCAUUGUGAAACAUUUAUAUUUAAGCCUUGAUGAUUACCGUAGACGUUUGAUCAUACUUUCCCAGGUUGUUGUGGUUUGGGAAUACACCUCUAACACUUAGAACCACCUGAGACGUGACACAAUCCUCAGAACUUGAGGAGCGGGUGGCAGGUAGGUAGCCGAGCGGUUGGAGUGUUAGGUCAGUAACCGGAAGGUCGCUGGUUCGAAUACCCGAGCCAACAACGUGAAAAAUGUGUCUGUGCCCUUGAGCAAGGCACUCAACCCUAAUUUGCUCCAGGGACGCCGUACUGCUGUGUCUGACCCUGUAAAACAACACAUUUCACUGCACCCUUCUUAUUUAUUUAUUUUAGUUUCCAUGGCAGCAGCCAUAUUGAGAGUAUACCAUUAGCACCCCAGGGAAAGGAGGUGUACGUACGUGAUCUAACCCUGAUGGGGUCUGAGUGAGUCAGGCAGGAGAGAGUAUGUCACAUCCUGUCAGCUCUCUGGAGACAGCCCACGACCUGGAGCCGCACCUGACAGCCAUCUGGCUGCUGUUGUACUCGUUGACACUCCACACAAACGCAAACACUUAAACCACAGACACACACACACACACACACACACACACACACAGUCACAUACACAAACAUCACAAGCGUAAAUGGCACUCACACACACACACACACACACACACAAAUAGCACACACACACAAACAUACACAAACACAGUGACACCAGUCAACUGGGAUUAGGUUUAGCGCCUCAAAGUACACUUUUUGUCCAAUUUUGUCAAGUUUUUCUCUAAAUUCGGUUGAGUGUAUAUAAUUAUUUUUCAUUUCUCUUUUUAGAAGCCUGUAAAAUGACCUGAGAGCAGGUUGAGUUGAAAUAUAAAAAAAAAAAGAGUGAGAUACUGUUGGUAUUUAUUCCAGCCAGGUAGUUUACUUUAAUUGCCUGUGUGAUGUUUGUGUUUUUCAGGGGGAAAGCAGCAAUGGGCCCGGCCAGUUUGACAUGUCCCUGUAUGAGAACUCCUUCUACCUGUUCUGGCUCCUGGAGCAGCUCCUUCAGGUCCGACAAGGACCUCCAGGGGCCACAGGGGGGACUGGACACCACUGGAGCCCAGAGCAGAAGGCCCUUCUGGGCCGGCUGGAGCAUAGCGUCUUGCUCCUGUCCGAUGACUUCCCUCUGUACGCCCUCUACAUGUGGAGGAUAGGGGCUCUCCUCGCCCCCUCCUCCGACAUCAACAACACCCAGACCUGA